Messenger RNA from Podarcis lilfordi (Lilford's wall lizard), 47517 nucleotides. NCBI's taxonomy places the organism in Eukaryota, Metazoa, Chordata, Lepidosauria, Squamata, Lacertidae. The record is from the annotation of a GenBank genome assembly.
AUGACAUAUCCAACACAUCGAUCACGGUCGACCGGUCGAUUGCUGGAUGGAUUUUGGUCUAUUGCACUAUGGCUAGGCAGACUUUGCUCCUCUCUCACAGCUGGGGCUCUCGCCGUCCCAUGGGCUUACAAGGCAGCUGCAGGAGGAAUAGAGUUUGAUCUCUGCUUUCGCCUCCCAUUAGCUGCAGAGCGUGCACCAGCAGGCUGGAUGGGGCUUGCGAGGGAAGGGAGAGAGCUGCGCCUCCGCUUUUCCUGUCCUGUGAGCACCAGAGCUUUGCUUAGCUAUGGAAGCCUCUCUUGGCUGGGAAGCCCUUACUGGGUGCUUCAGGGCCUCGCUCGUAUGGGGAGAGCAUGCAGCAGUCCGCCUCAGGAGCAAACUAAAGUGGGGUGCGAGGGUGCUGAUGUUCUGCAUUUGGGACAAGGUUGGCUAAAAGGAGAGCGCCUUUCCUUCCUUCUCCAUGCAGAGCAUUCUGUGGCUUAAUCAGCAGUCAUCUUCAUUUUAGGCAAUGCAUGGAAGAAGGCGAUGAAAUAAAUCCGCGCUAAGGAAAGAAAGGGGUUUUUCCUUGCCACCAACAAUGCCUUAUAAAUUGCCUCUAAAGCAAAGAAACUGAAGUAUGACAAUGUGAAAGUGUGGUAGAUCACUGCCAGUUUUUGAUACUGGAUAGUAGAUCACAGCCUACGUGAAGUUGGACAUGCCUGACAUAUGGAACUGAAUUUGGAAGGUAAGGAGAGGAAUCAUAAAGUAGACCUUGCCACUGGCUGUAUCACAACCAAGUGUCUAUCUCCAAAGGAAAUAGAAAUUUAUAUUGCAAAAAGUGAAAAAAAAUGGGCCAACAAAUGCUCUUUCUGGUUGUAUUAACUGCAGCUUUUAAAAAAAAUCAUCAGUAUACUCAAAUAUGGAAUUGGAGCAAGAAGAAACUGUUGGAAACCUUAUCACCAAACAAGGAGCUGCUGAUCUGGGUAACCUUGCACAGUAUUUUGAUAGAGGGGCAGAUGCAGAAAAUGAGACUGACAAAGAAACAGACAUACAGACACAUGUGGAAGUGAAUUAAAAAGGUGAGAGGAGUAAUCACAAUGAAGGCCUUGGCACCUCAAAUUUCAGUGGCAGUGCCAAAACACAGCACCCCCUGUCUCUUGCCUUCCAUUGGGGCACCUGUUGCAGCACCCCAGAAGCUCUGCAUCUGAUGUAACUGUACCAGACAUGCUCCCCUAGAUCCACCUUUGCACAGGAUGUAUCACAACUGAGUUUCCAUCUCAAAAGCAAAUAGAAAAGUAUAUCACAAAGAGUCUCAUCCCUCAGCCUAAAACAUUCCCAAAAGAUACUUGCAAUCAAAUUUUCCCAGAAAGCAUUCUGAAAAUUUCAGGGCACUAAUGGAGAAGCACAUGUACAAGAUUGUCUUGUCUGGAGUCAACAGAAAGACGCUUUAUAUUGCUUUCCAUGACAAUUAUUUUGGCGCAAAGCAGUCAACAUUAGCACUUCUGUGUCUAACUCUGCACUGGUAUCUGCUGAAGGCUGGGAUUUUAAUAGAAAGUGGUGGAAACUUUCUCAUAGGAUCCCCAAACCUUUAAAUGGGAGCAGCAGCAACAACAACUUAUACCUGACCCAUCUGACUGGGUUGCCCCAGCCACUCUGGGUGGUUUCCAACAUAAUAUACAACAACACAACAAAAGCGGCACAACAGAACAUCACACACCAAAAGGAAAAGUCAAAGAGAAUAAUACCUAGUUUGGUGAGAACUAGAAAGAUGCCUGCUGUCUUGGACAGGAGCUGACAUCAUCUUAGAAAUGAUAUAUAAUGAGUUAAAGAAAUUGUACAAGUGUACAUUUGUUUAAAAAGCUGUAAAGUUUCUGUUGGGUAUAUUAGGUGAAGGAAUCCCAAAGAAAGAUCAAAUACUGUUUAUGUAUGCAACUAUGGCAGCAAGGACUCUUUAGCCCCAAAAUGGAAACAACAGGAAUUACCAACGAUUGAAGAGUGGCAGACAAAGAUGAUGGAAUAUUCAGAAUUGGUGAAGCUGACUGGGAAAAUCCGAAACCAGCGCGAUUAAGCUUUCCAAAAAGACGGGUAAAUUUGUACAAUAUUUGAAGGACAAUUGGAAACAAUUAACAACACUUGCAGGACUCAUUUAAAAAUACUUGUAAUGAUUAUGAAUUAUAUCUUCUUAUAUUUAUUUUAAAAUUUGACAAUUGAAUUGAAGAAAGAUGGUGCUGUGGGUUAAACCACAGAGCCUAGGACUUGCCGAUCAGAAGGUCGGUGGUUUGAAUCCCCGCGACAGGGUGAGCUCCCAUUGCUCGGCCCCUGCUCCUGCCAACUGAGCAGUUCGAAAGCACGUCAAAGUGCAAGUACAGUGGUACCUUGGGUUAAGUACUUAAUUUGUUCCAGGGGUCCGUUCUUAACCUGAAACUGUUCUUAACCUGAAGCACCACUUUAGCUAAUGGGGCCUCCCACUGCUGCCGCAUCACUGGAGCACGAUUUCUGUUCUCAUCCUGAAGCAAAGUUCUUAACCCGAGGUACUAUUUCUGGGUUAGUGGAGUCUGUAACCAGAAGCGUAUGUAACCUGAAGCAUUUGUAACUCGAGGUACCACUGUAGAUAAAUAGGUACCGCUCCGGCGGGAAGGUAAACUGCCUUUCCUUGCACUGCUCUGGUUCGCCAGAAGCGGCUUAGUCAUGCUGGCCACAUGUACGCUGGCUCCCUGGGCCAAUAAAGUGAGAUGAGCGCCACAACCCCAGAGUCGGUCACGAGUGGACCUAAUGGUCAGGGGUCCCUUUACCUUUAAGUAGGAAAAGAUACAAAUGCUAUGACAUAGAACAGAAAUAUGGUAACCAUGACGCAGGAGGGAGGGAAGUUGAACAGCCUCAUAAGAGCAAAAGCUAUUGUGAAAAACAAGGAUGUAUUUAAAUGUUAUAAAAUGGAAACUUAAUAAAAAAAAAUUAUAUAUAUAUAUAUAUAUAUACACACACACAGAUAAAAGGAGUGAGCGACCUCAAGUUCAUUUUCUGUGCCCUGAUUCCCAAAAUGAAUUUAUUGCUGAAUGCUUGAAUCUUUUGAAACAACACAUUUUGCUCAAGAGGCAUCUGCAAAGUACUUUGCAAUAAGAGUAGAUUCCACACCAGAUUGUUCCCAUAUUGAACAAGCAACAUUUCUUUUUAGAUACAUACUUUUUAAAGAAAUAAAGUAUGAGAUUCAAGAAAGAUUUCUCAAGUUGGCAGGUUGUAGCAACAAAAGGGGAAUAAAUUGCUCAUUUCAUAACAUUAAAUGAAACAUUAAAUGAAACAUGCUCAAGCUCAAGCCUACAAUAAUGGGGCAAAAAUGACUGCAAAAUACAAUGGUGCACAAGGAAACAUUCAAGAAGAAUGCUCAACAUCUUUUUCUUCACCUUGCUGUUGUCACACAUUCAACUGAUGUGGAAAAGAUGUUGUUGAAUGCCUACCUGAAGCAACUACCUUUUUUUAUUUUUUUGAACAAUUCAACCUGUGUACCACUUUUCAGUUCCAGCCCUAAUUGAAAGGAUUUCCAGGAACAGUAGCUUCUGCAGAGAGGUCAUUUAGCAAACCUAAGUCAAUUAAGAAUUAUUUAAGGCUUACAAUGUCUCAGGAAUAUCUUGUGGAUUUGGAAAGGUAAAGUAUUGAAUCUAACAUUGCCAGAACAAUUAGUUUUCAUGCUGUGAUUCCAAAGGUUUCACAAAACAGCCAGAAAGGUUCUUUUUCUAAAGUACAUAGUAAGUUUAUCAAUCUCUCUAUCAUCUAUAUCUAUAUCUAUAUCUAUAUCUAUAUCUAUAUCUAUAUCUAUAUCUAUAUCUAGAUCUAGAUCUAGAUCUAGAUCUAGAUCUAGAUCUAGAUCUAGAUCUAGAUCUAUAUCUAUAUCUAUAUCUAUAUCUAUAUCUAUCUUUACUAAUGCAAAUGUUUUGUGAUGAUCUGAUCUGCAUUUAAAUAUAAAAGGAUGUUUUGAUGUGAAUUCAUUCUCCUUAUCAGUAUUGUAGAACAAAGAUGUUCAAAUCAAAUGUGCUUUCAUUCAAUCAUGGGACUAAAACCACCUUGGUUGUGCUAGUCAAUGCUCUCAGACUUCUAACCCCAAUGACUUCUAUCCCCAAUGGCAGGGUUCCACCUCCAUCUUUGAAGUCAGUAUUGCUAUGAAUGUCUGUUGCUGGGAAAACGCUAGGCGACAAGUGCAGAUUAUUAUUGUUUGACAGAACUCUGGGGACCUACUGUGGGAGUCAUGAUUCAGGGACAUAAGAUGAUCCUUUUGGAUCUGACCAAAAGCCCAUUUAGUCCAGCAUUUUGUUCUCAGAGCUCCUAACCAAAUGUCUGUUGGAAAGUACAGAAAAUAAGGCAUGAGCAGAGUAGUCGUAAUGUAGGGAAUGAAGCCAUCAUGACCAGAAGUCGUUGACAGUAGGGAUGUCCACAGACCAUGCUGUAGUCAUGCACUUGGUAGGGAUCCGAUGGCCAUCUAAUUCAACCCCUCUGCAAUUCAGGAAUCUCUGCUAAGUCACCUGUGAAAGGUGGCUGUCCAAACUCUGCUUAAUAACCGCCAAGGAAGGAGAGUCCACAACCUCCCGAGUGACUCCUGACAGCUCUGUAAAAAAGUUAUUCCUGGUGUUCUAUUGCACAACACACAAAAUGCCUCUGAAAUGAAAAUAGCAAUUUUUUUUACCAAUUUUGAGGUACUGAACACAAAAGCAACAACAAAUUUGCCAAUUGGCUCAUGUUUCAGAGAUACAAAGAUGCUCAUAUAUAAAUGAACCAGUAGGCAGUGAGUACAUAAUUUCAUUUGACAACAGUGUACCUCACUGUAUUUCAAACUCCUGAUUGUGAGAUAUGGCAUCCUAUUGCAUCAGCCAAAGUGCAAUUGCAAAAUGGUUGCCGUGCUGGAAGAGAAGAUGCAGGUACUUGAGGGCUGCCUAGCCACGCUUUGAACUACAUUUCAUUUUGUUUCAUUUAUUAUAUUUCUAUGCUGCUUUUCACUCACAUGAGUCACAAAGCGGCUUACAAACAAACAAUAAAGAACAGUAAUCUAAAAGAACAUCACAAUUAGACCAUUAAUCAGAAUAAUUGACAAUUAUCAGUAAAACAACUACAAAACAUAACAAAAGCAAUAAUCUUCUCUAAAACACUAUUAACAAAACAACUAAAAAACCCCACGAAACAGCACAACCAGAACAAAAGUCAGAAGAUUCACAAAACACAACAGAACUCAUAAUCUGCAAAACAAUACAGUGGUUCCUCAGGUUAAGUACUCAAUUCAUUCCGGAACUCCGUUCUUAACCUGAAACUGUUAAAAUCUUGACAUCUGAUUUAUUAUUACUGUUUAUUGAAUUGAUAUCCCACCCUUCCUCCUAAAGAGGCCGAGGUCAACAAAGAGGCAUCAAAAAAGAAGAAGAAAAAAGUAGAAACAGAUUAAUACAAUACAUCUGACUGGCUGCCACAGAGGUCCUAAAACAGAUCGCAUCCAAAGGAAGCUUUGUCUUCCAAUUUUGAAAAACAUAAUUUCUGGAACAGUAUGUACUCUGUAUUUCCAAAAUACCCCACCACUCCUUCUCUGCUGGAACUCCCAGGCACCUUUCCUUCGCCUAUAAAUUUUCCCAAGCCAGCUUCUUCUUCCACAGGUCGCCUGGUGGUUCGUUUCAAGUGCUCCUUGGCUUUUGAAAGCUCUGGCAUUAUGAAGGCCUUCCUGAGUAUGUGCUUUCUCUUCAUCCUAGUUUCUUCUGGUGAGUAGGAAGGUUUCUCUUAAUCAGUGCUUUUUUUUCUAAAAAGAUUUUUUUAGGGGUACUCACAUUUUCCUACUCAUACAGUGGACCCUCGGAUUACGUUACCUUCAGGUAACGUAAUCCCUGGGUUGGGAACGCAGCAACCUGGAAGUGUAUACUUCAAGAUUUUGCCCAGCGCACAUGCGCAGAAGCGCUCUGCACACCGCACGCAUGCACAGAAGGGCACCUCCAGUUACGAAAUUUUCGGGAUACGGCCGGGCCUCCGGAACAGAUCCCAUUCGUAACCGGAGGUACCACUGUUUUGAAAUACUGCCCUUCAAUGAGGACAAACUAAGAUUCACAAAAUGUUUAGGGGUAUGCAUCCCCCUGCAUCCCCACCCCACUCUCAGCUGACUGCUCUCAAUCAUAUCGGGAUGGUUGUCAGCGGCGGUCAGAUUGGGAAAACUGAAAUAGGUUUUUGGAAGAGAAAAGGAGCUGAGAAUAUGGAUAAGAAUGGGAGGAUCUGAGAAUCUGGACUCUAAAUUUUGGAGAGGGGAGAAGACCAGUAAACUUCAGAUACAUGUUGUAAGUUACAGGUCUCAUUUUGAAGUCUGGAAAGGAGGUCUGCUUUUAUGUUUAUUUUCUUUCAAUUGGGAGAUGAGUUGAGUUGAGUAUAAUGGGUUAGAAGUGCAUUAAAGGAGCCAAGAGAACAUAGUUCUGAGGGUUAGAAAAGAGUGAAGACUAUGAGUCAUUCACAAGGAUUUGUGAAUGACCCAUAGGAUCUCAACUCAGUUUCAGCCGUAAGGAAUCAGUGGCCCAACGGAAUAAAGGGACUGCUCCAAACUGCAUACAACUGAACUCAACCACAAGGCAGUAAGUCAUUAUUUCUUGUCAUUGAGACUAAAACAAGUGUAAAUAGAAGAGUGGAGUAUUAGGAGUUUAGAAUGGGGCACAAAUGUGUCCAACAUGCAUUAUGGACAUGCACCUCAUACAAACCUCACAUUCAGAUGGUGUAGCAAAUUUUGUAAAGGUGGCUGUUACACUAGUAGAGAGUAUGUCUGUUUCUUGAGGUUAGCUCAACAAUGGGACUCUCAGUUUCUUUCAGAUUUUUUCUUCCUGAAGCAGUGAUUGGUGACACCAAAUGGAGAAAUGGGGAGUGGGUGGAAUAAAACACAGGGAUCCCAGGUGCAGCAUGACUUCAAGGUAAACAGUUGUGCUUCCUGUGCUGUUCUGGCUACCCUGUUUGGGAUUGAUACACUUUUCAUGAAGACCUCAUGCAGCCUGUAAUAGGUUGCCUACCUGCCAUCCCUGUGUUGGUAAUUGACAGUGUUUGGGAAGGAAGGUAGAUGGGGAAGCCUCUCCUGCUGCACCUUUCUUCCCAUAACCUUCAGGCCCUCCCCAUCUAGCCAACAGCUAUUUGUUGGGCUGUUGGUAGCACACUUACCAGCACCAGUAAUGUGGCUGUGUAUGGAAGUGUGUGAUAGGACUUAUGAAAUCCUAUCUUAAAAGUCACUACUCAAAUGAUUGCUGAUGGCAAGAACUGAGAACAACAUUGGGACUGUGAGAGGGAGGUUUGAAUCUUCUCAUCACCAUGUGUUGAGGUGCAGGGAAAUGUGUGUAAAUAGGAAUAAGGCUGUGCAUCUGUCUGUGUCUGUGUCUGUGUAUAUUUGUGUGUGAGAGAGAUAGACACAUGCAGCCUCUGCCCCACCAUUGGAAGUGGAUCUUGAGAUAAGUAAGAUUCCUCAUGUCUGGUAAUAGUGGUUUAAAUCCAAGAGCUGAGAUCAAGGAAAGAUUUCUCUCUGUGAACGUACGUAGAUGUCAUUUCUCAAGGAAUGAGAAACUCAUGGCAAUGAGUGUUUCCUACGCUUUCCUUCCAGAUGUGCCGCAUCUAUGUUACAAUUUUUUUUACUUUCAAAUGGGAGUUUCAGAGGUCUGUCCUAAUGGAGAGAACAGCUGCUUUUCUGAUUUUACUGAAAAUGACUUAGGUGAGUGUAAAACCUUUUAGCCCAAUCAUAGCUGAGUGUGUGGACCCUGGAUUAUUUGGGGAUGAUGUGCAUGUAUGAAUGCAAAAUGACCACAGAGUGUGCUCUCUUUUUUUCAGUGUAGAGCUUUCAUGCAUAGUGUGUGCUGCCGCAACUCACCUGUAUUUCCUUGUUCAUGCUUUCUUCUUUAAAGUCACAUUCCACAACAUUUAGAAGUCUACAUGGAGAGGCUGAAAAUUAUUAUUAUUAUUAUAUAUUUAUUUACACUCUACCUUUCCCCCUGACGAGACUCAUGGCGGCUUACAGACAAAAACAAGAACCUCUAAAAACAUAGACAAAUCAACCAUAUUGCCAAGCAGGCCUGCAAUAUGGUGACAGCUCACAUCCUCAACCUCUGACAGGUACACUCUAACAUCAACUGAAGGCACAAGGGAUCUAUUUUUAAAAUAACAAACAUCUAUCAUCUAUCUGUCUAUUUCCCCACAAAAGCUUACUUGCAAAACAUUUUUAAUUUUUGAGAGCCAGAUUGAGGCGAGAUCAAGGGAAUGAAAAGAGUAGAGGGAAAAGGAAAGAACAGGAAAUAAUACAACCUGCUGGGGCUCUUCAGGAAGUAAGAACAUUAUAGAGAAAGGACAAACCAACUUUCUUUUCUGUAUCUCAGCAAUAAAUAUUGUAACAAUGCUGUAACAACAAAUAAUAUUGUAGUGUAACCAUAAAACAGGAAUGUAAAGUUUCUGGGGCAUCAUUAUUUGAAUGAAUUAACUCUGUCAUGCCAUAGUUUGAAAUUUGGGCUAGUGAGUCUGUAGCCACAGGGUCCCCAAACCUUUCCCCCUAUGACUGUUGUUGUUGUUUAGUCGUUUAGUCGUGUCCGACUCUUCGUGACCCCAUGGACCAGAGCACGGCAGGCACUCCUGUCUUUCACUGCCUCCCGCAGUUUGGUCAAACUCAUGUUGGUAGCUUCGAGAACACUAUCCAACCAUCUCGUCCUCUGUCGUCCCCUUCUCCAUCUUUCCCAACAUCAGGGUCUUUUCCAGGGAGUCUUCUCUUCUCAUGAGGUGGCCAAAGUAUUGGAGCCUCAGCUUCACGAUCUGUCCUUCAAGUGAGCACUCAGGGCUAAUUUCCUUAAGAAUGGAUGUGUUUGAUCUUCUUGCACUCCAUGGGACUCUCAAGAGUCUCCUCCAGCACCAUAAUUCAAAAGCAUCAAUUCUUCGGCGAUCAGCCUUCUUUAUGGUCCAGCUCUCACUUCCAUACAUCACUACUGGGAAAACCAUAGCUUUAACUAUACGGACCUUUGUUGGCAAGGUGAUGUCUCUGCUUUUUAAGAUGCUGUCUAGGUUUGCCAUCGCCUUUCUCCCAAGGAGCAGGCGUCUUUUAAUUUCGUGACUGCUGUCACCAUCUGCAGUAAUCAGGGAGCCCAAGAAAGUAAAAUCUCUCACUGCCUCCAUUUCUUCCCCUUCUAUUUGCCAGGAGGUGAUGGACCAGUGGCCAUGAUCUUCGUUUUUUUGAUGUUGAGCUUCAGAACAUAUUUUGCGCUCUCCUCUUUCACCCUCAAUAAAAGGUUCUUUAAUUCUUCCUCACUUUCUGCCAUCAAAGUUGUGUCAUCUGCAUAUCUGAGGUUGUUGAUAUUUCUUCCGGCGAUCUUAAUUCCGGCUUGGGAUUCAUCCAGCCCAGCCUUUCGCAUGAUGAAUUCUGCAUAUAAGUUGAAUAGGCAGGGAGACAAUAUACAGCCUUGCCGUACUCCUUUCCCACUUUCCCAAUUUUGAACCAAUCAGUUGUUCCAUAUCCAGUUCUAACUGUAGCUUCUUGUCCCACAUAGAGAUUUCUCAGGAGACAGAUGAGGUGACCAGGCACUCCCAUUUCUUUAAGAACUUGCCAUAGUUUGCUGUGGUCAACACAGUCAAAGGCUUUUGUAUAGUCAAUGAAGCAGAAGUAGAUGUCUUUCUGGAACUCUCUAGCUUUCUCCAUAAUCCAGCGCAUGUUCACAAUUUGGUCUCUGGUUCCUCUGCCCCUUCGAAAUCCAGCUUGCACUUCUGGGAGUUCUCGGUCCAUAACUAACCCGCCUGUUUUAAGCAAAGAGUGUAAUAUACUAGGUGAUUCUUAAUUGUAAUUUUAUUACAUCCACAAACUCCUUUAGUAUCAUUGGGUGCAGCUCAUUGGACACUGGAGAUUGGAAUUGCUUUAAAACAGCUAGGUGUUCUCUUACCAUGUCUUUUUGGGCUACAGCUCCCUCCUGACAUCCUUUAUUAUGUUAUCAGCAGGUUGGGCGUCGUUUUUCUUUUGGGUAAAGAUGUUGUCACUCAGCAACAUUUAUCUGACCUCUCCAAGCAGAGGUCCUACUACUGGCUUGUUCAUCCUCUUGUUUCGAACAUAACCAGAGAAACUACACACACACACUUUGCAUUGUUGCAUCAAUAUGUAUAUUAGGAAGCAUCAUAUAAAUUUCAAUUAUUAGGGGGUUGAUUUGAAAAAUUUUGGUUUUGAAUUGUACCUAUUUCUUUCUUUGUCUCUCACACAGGUGACUAUACAGAAGACAGAUUUCUAUGGGGAUGCACUACAAAUUGCACCUCAGGGAAUUACAGCUUUACUACACUAAAUGAUGCUUCUUUCUACCGUACAACCCACUGCUGUCAGGAUAGUUACUGCAAUAACCAAAGCAUGCCAGGUAAAUAUCUGCAGGCUUUUGAAUCUUCCCCAGAAGCGGCUUAGUCAUGCUGGCCACAUGACCCAGAAAAACUGUCUGUGGAAGCGGACAAAUGCCGGUUCCCUCGGCCUGUAAAGCGAGAUGAGCGCCACAACCCCAAAGUUGUUCGCGACUGGACCUAAUGGUCAAGGGUCCCUUUACCUUUACCCCUGAGAAAGAACAUCAUUCUGGUUUCAGGUUUCAUCCUUGGGUACCCAUAGAAUAAACUAAAGAUACUGAUCUAGGCCAAGAUUAUUUUUCCUAGUUUGCAUGGGAGGUGGUUAGAAUCAGCCUCACCACAUGUUUCUUGAAAACAGGCAGCCUGUGUCAACAACUGAUUAGCCCAGAGCUUCAGAUGGCCCCUAAGGAUGUGAAUAGAAAAACCUGGAUAAAUUGGGGGAUUAGAGAGAGAGAUAAGAACACAUGUCCUUCUUGUUCCCUGAUAGCCGUGCUGACCCUGAGCGUUACCCUGUUGGGCCAAUCUAAAGAGGAAGUGAGGGGAAGCAUCUGUUGGUACUAAUGGCCCAGGCAUGGCCAAACUUGGCCUUCCAGCUAUUUUGUGACUACAACUCCCAUCAUCCCUGACCACUGGUCCUGUUAGCUAGGGAUGAUGGGAGUUGUAGUCCCAAAACAGCUGGAGGGCCACUACCAAGAAGGCCCCUCUGCCUACUACCCCGCAACCUCACUUAUUGCAGUGAAGGAGCCACCAGAAAGCCCUUGGAACUGAACCUCAGUGUCCAGGCUGAAUGAUGGAGGUAGAGAUGCUUCUUCAGGUAUACUGGAUUGUGGCUGUUUAUAGCUUUAAAGGCCAGCACCAACACUUUGAAUUAUGCCCAGAAAGGUACUGGGAGCCAGUGUUAUGUGGUUCCGGCGGCUGCUCCCAGUCACCAAUCUGGCAGCCUCACAUAGAGUGUGCUGCCAUAGUCCAAGUGGGAGAUAACCAGAACAUGCACCCCGCUGGCAGGACAGUGCACAGGCAAGUAGGGUCUCAGCUUGUGUACCAGAAGGAACUGGUAAAUAGCUGCCCUGAACACGGAAUUAACUUGUUCCUCCAUGGACAGCUAUAAGUCCAGAAUAACUCCCAGGCUGUGCACCUGGUCCUUCAGGGGCAUAGUUACUCCAUUUAGGACCAGGAAGCCCCCCCCCACAUGCCCACCCUCUGUCCCCCAGAAACAGCACUUCUAUCUUGUUGACAUUCAGCCUCAAUCCAUUAGCUGUCAUCCAUACUUUUUUUUCCUGAGGGGAAGGAGUGAGUGGGGUUAGUGGUUGGUGACUGAUUGAGAUAGAGAUACUGGAGUGACUGGGUGCAUGAUGUGUUUUGUAUGUAUUAGCUGAACAGACUGGGAUGAGUCAUAUUAAAUAUUAUCAUUUGUGCAGAUGUAAGGCAGGAUUUGACUGUGGUGUGUAGUGUUUAGUCCAUGAAAGAAGGGAUCCCUGACUCUAAAGAUAUUUCAAAAUGUGUUGCUCUUUUUUUUAAAAAAAAGAUAUUAUUGCAAUGUAUUGUAGUUAUAUUGAAAACUGCAUUUUAUUUUAUUGUGGUUACUCAGUUUCAUUCAUAUAUAUAUAUAUAUAUAUAUAUAUAUAUGGAGUGAUACAGAUGGUGCUGUGGUCUAAACCACUGAGCCUCUUGGGCUUGCCAAUUGUAAGGUCAACAGUUCAAAUCCCUGUGAUGGGAUCAGCUCCCGUUGCUUUAUCCCAGCUCUUGCUAACCUAGCAGUUAGAAAGCACACCAGUGAAAGUAGAUAAAUAGGUACCGCUGGGAUGGAAAAGUAAACAGUGUUUUUGUGCAAAUUCGGCUGGACUUAGCUUCCCAGGGUUCUCUUAAAAACAGACACAUACACACACACACACACACAGAGAGAGAGAGAGAGAGAGAGAGAGAGAGAGAGAGAGAGAGAGAGAGAGAGAGAGAGAGAUUUUGUAAACCACUUAGGGACUGUUUUAUGUAUUGAGUGGUAUAUAAAUAUAAUAAAUACAACAUGAAAACAAAAUUUAUUUAUUUGAGAAAUUUAUAUACAGCCCCUCAUCAAUAGGUCACAGGUCAGUUUACAACACAGUAACAAAGUAAACAACAUACUACAGUGGUACCUCUGGUUACGAACUUAAUUCUUUCUGGAGGUCCAUUCUUAACCUGAAACUGUUCUUAACCUGAGGUACCACUUUAGCUAAUGGGGCCUCUCUCCGCCAAUGCACGAUUUCUGUUCUCAUCCUCAGGCAAAGUUCUUAAACCGAGGUACUACUUCUGGGUUAGCAGAGUCUGUAACCUGAAGUGUUUUAAACCCGAGGUGUUUGUAACCCGAGGUACCACUCUAUACCUACAUAACAUUAUAUUCAUAAUAUAAUGAAUAUAAUCAUAGUAUUAAGUCAUGUGUAACAAUACAUCAUGAAAUAUAGUACAUAAUAUAUAGCACAUAAAGAGCAUCCAUUUCAGCUUAUUCAAUUUGACAGUCCAGUAAUAAUCUCCACAACUCAUCCCAAUCAAAAAAAGAAAAAAUAUUAUCUAUUCAUCUCAGAUGCAACUAUUAAUAAUAACACUUGUUUAUCAACAAUAUGAAAGAGGGGGGAGAGAGGGGAAAAAUAUUCAUACUUGAAGUCCCAAAACAGUAAACAAAGAGCAUAUUAUUUGUUCCUUGUUUAUUUAAUCUGUAUAUUGCCCUCCAUCCCAGGAAGGUUCAAAAUAGAAAAAUAUAAAAUGAGAAAACAAUAUAUUUCUCUCUGUACAAAAGUAGCUCUUAAGCUGUCUCCCCAAAUGACAGACCAUCCUCAGUUCUCUUCUGGGAGCUUUCCUUUUCUCACCUAGCCUUGCAACCUGGGAAAUCUCAACUUCCCACUCCUUUGACCACUUAUUGAACACUUUCAGGGGAUGCUGCCCCUAACAGUGCCCAAAAGAGAAAAUGCCAAAGUGUGUUUGUGUGUGGUGGUGUUUGUGAUCAAAGUCGUGUCACCCCUUCAGGGUCAUCCUUUAAGGGCUGGCUGGACAGUCUGCCACCUGCUCAACUUAUCUCUCCCCUUCCUCAAACACACCAUCAAGGCAGGUGAGGUCCAGCAAUCUGGCUGCUGGCAAGAAUCUUGCCAAGAUGUUGAUGCCAAGAUGUUUCUUUGUCACCUCCUGCAGUAAGUCCACCUCUCCCCUCAAGAGUGAAAUUCACCCAUAGUGUGGAUAAAGUCUCUCCAGUCUAUCUCAGGACAGCAGCAACUAAAAUUGCUCCCUUUUCUUCAUAAGCUGGUUGCCAGACACUUCAACUGCAUUGUAUGGACGACUGAUUCCAGAAGCAGAAUGUGUUGGAAACAGUGCACGUGUCUCAUAGGAUUAGACAACUGAAGCCUAGGAAUUAAAAUAAAGACAUCUGGUCUGGAUUCAUGUGUUGACUCUAACGCUUGCUUUUGGCAGUGCUGGGUAUAUUCUACAAUGGUCUGGAGUGCCCAGGCUGCUCUGCUUCCAGCUUUGAAGAUUGUCAGGACUCAGAGACCGUCAGGUGUAGAGGUGAAGAGAAUCUGUGCAUAGAGUUUGUGAUGGCUAACUGUAAAUACUGUGGUUAACCACUGAGUCAGAGGUGGGAGGUGGACACAGUUUACUAGAGUGUGUGGGUGGGUUGCUCUCUCAUUCAGUCUGUGGCUUCCUGCCAGAAAAUACAUAGGAUGUGUAUGGGGAGGCGAGUUUUCUUUCCCCCCAAAAUAUUAGCAUUCCAGUAGCCUUUGCUUUGCAUAUAAUGUGAGUGGCUGACGCUGUGGUCUAAACCACUGAGCCUCUUGGGCUUGCUGAUUGGAAGGUCGGUAGUUUGAAUCUCUGUGACGGGGUGAGCUCCCUUUGUUCUGUCCCCGCUUCUGCCAACCUAGCAGUUUGAAAGCACGUCAGUGCAAGUAGAUAAAUAGGUACCACUGUGACAGAAAGGUAAAUGGUGUUUCCAUGUGCUCUGGCUUCCGUCAUAGUGUCUUGUUUUGAAAGAAGCAGCUUAGUCAUGCUGGCCACGUGACCCAGAAAACUGUGGACAAAUGCCGGCUCCCUCAGCCUGACAGUGAGGUUAGCGCCGCAACCCCAUAGUCGUCUUUGAGUGGACUUUGCCAUCCAGGGGUCCUCUGCCUUCUUUACCUAUAUGGAUGAGACUGUGUGCUUCUGUCUCUGGUGUGUAUGUGUGUAUGAGAAAGAAACAAAUAAUCUGUUUGUUGAAUUACAUAUAUAUAAAUAUAUAUAGAGAGAGCACAUUUUAAUGAACCUUAAAAAAACAGACAACCUUAAAGCAGCCAUGGAUUUUGAAUUCCAUAUCCAUAUGGGUUGGGGCCCUGCUACAUAAGAACAAAGUUCUUUUUCUGGAUUUAAACAUCAGUGUGAUAUUAGGAUGCAUAUUGUUCUAUAUGUACAAUACAGUUUAUAAUGAUUAAAAUGUUCACAUUCUCUGUCUUCUGCACCCUGUGACUCUGGUACUACCCAAUGAUUUCUAUGACUAUGCUUUUUUCUCUUUACUAGAUGGCAGUAAUCAUUCUGAUAAGGUGUUCAAAGGCUGUGCAACACGGGAUUUUUGCAAUCUGGCAAGGACAUCAACGGAUGAUGACUUUUUUCGCAAUAUCAACCAAUCACAAUGCUGUGAUCCUAAAGCACCACCAAAACACCACCAAAUAAAUCCAACCUUGAUGAGUAAUUAGAAGAUAGCAAAGUCUUCCCCUUUGACAUCCAUGAUUUGCAGCUGCAUUGGGGGAGGAAGUUGCUUGCCUGAUAUUGGGAGUGCAGAGAAAGUGGGGUUCACAGGACUGAGAGUCCCCUAUUUGGCAUUUAGUGUAGGGUGAAUGGGAUGCAGGGAUAGAUAAGCUAAAGUAGAAAAGUGGGGCUUGGGGACUCAUCCUCAUGAUAUCAUAGCGUAUGGUUAAAACUUCUCUUGAUCAUGAUCACAAUAAAUUGGUGUCGCAAAUAAAACUGUGUUCUGUGUCUGUAUUUGUCAAAUAAAGAAUAAGCUCCUUUUCUCAUGUUGAAGCCCUCUGGACCUCUCAUGGAGGGGGCACGUGAAGAAUUUGCCAAAUAAAGAGUCUUUGAUGGUGUUGGGGAUGGUGGGGAAGGGCAGUCUUUGCAGAGGGAAGAAAUGGGUAUUGUUACAAAAGUUGGGUGGCAAGAGCCCAGGGCAUUCCAGACACUCACACAAGGUUUGUGCUCCUUUGGAGAACUGAGACAUAUCAGAGAAUGUUGUGGCUUUAAGAAAUAUGGUUUAUUCGCCUAUUUAGACCUUCAGGUGAAGCAUGGGCCUUUUAAGAGGGGAUUGUACCCCACAGCAGUGUGGGCGGCCUUCUAGCAGCCUGCCCAUGGAGGAUUUCAAUUCUUCUUCCUCCUUCUUCCUCCAGUCACCCUUGUUCCAUGGAUAGUUACCCUGGCAACCUUCCAAAUCCCUAGUCUCAGGGCAGAGGGAAGGAGUUGCAUUGUUCAUGUCCCUCAAUUGCCAUCUAUUGUUCUUUGAUGGCCAUAGCUCAGCCACAGGAAUUUCUCUGCAGCUUGUAUUCUCCCUUCAUAUCUCAAAUAAGCAAAAUCUGCUGGUUUUUAAAUUAAGGAUUGUUUUUUAUUUCCUUUGUUUCUUUUUAUGACCUAAAAGAGACACACACUGUGGGCUUGGAUUUAAUUUGUUUUUAAACAGUUAAAAUAAGAUUGGGAAAAGCUAGGGAAAAACACAUCAAAAGCACAUGGUUUUUGGGAAUGGAAAAGGAGACAUAUAAAACAUUUGUUUGCGUUGCCAUACAAGAAAUAUGUAAAAUAACUAAGCAAGUAAUAGACAUCACCCCAGAAUUGGCCCUACUAAACAUCUUCCAAGACAACAAUGCCCAUUUACACCACAAAGAACUCAUAACCCACCUGCUCUCAGCAGCCAGAAACACCAUAACCAGACACUGGAGAGACCUGUCAGGAGUAAGCAUGGACCAAUGGUACCAAAUAGUAUGGGAAACAGCCCUACUAGAAAAAUUAACUAAUAAACUGAAACUGACACGGGACAAACAGAAGAAGACGCCUUCACCCCGGUAUGGCUCCCUUUAUCACAUACACAGCCCAACAGGACAAUGACAAUAAUCCACCAACAGCAUACAAAUCAAUAUGGCUAACCUGAUCCAAAACACCCACCCACCUCACUCACACACGAAAACAAAGAGCACCACAGCCAAUCACAAGCAAACAAUCACACCCUAGGCCAACCCCAACCUCUCUCACCACCAAAGGAACACAAGUGAACAACACAAGCAACGCUGACAUCAAACUCUACAUACAUUAAACAUAAUAGAAACACCGCCACCCGACCCCACCCCUAUCCAUCUUCCCUCUCUCCACCCCCCUUUCUUUUUUCUUUCUUUUUUCUUCUCCCCCUAAUGCCUCAACAAAUGAAACGGAUUUGUAAAAAUGUUACAUGAAAAGAAAACAAAAAACGAGGCACUACACUUCUGUAAAACAAGAAAAUCCUUAAUAAAAUAUAUUUUAAAAAAAAGAAGAAGAAGAAAGGGAAAAGUUGGGAUGAAAGGCUUUCUUAUUUUAUUUUCUCUUUUCUUAUAGCCUGAGAAAUUUUGUGAAUAAGCUGCAGUCAAUGGGAGGCAACAGGAAAUAAAUGAUCAAAACAACAAAUAAGUGGGGAAGCACAAUGUGAGAAAGGAGAGCAAGAGAAUAAGGAGGAAAUAUAGUGAUACAGUGUGGCUUGAAGAAUAAUUGCAGGGGUGUUUCUAUUUUGUGCUAUUAUGGUAAGGUAAGGUAAGGUAAGGUAAGGUAAGGUAAGGUAAGGUAAGGGGAAUAUGCAGGAGAAAUGAUUUUGAGGAGAUAUGGAAAGUUUUGGUAGAAUUCAUACUGUUGAAACGGAAAGAGGUCAAAGCAUCACAAGAGGUAUUUAAAUUUUGGGUUGGUUGGAUACUUACAGUGGAAUGGCCUCAGGGGUUGGGUGCAUGUUUUUCCCCUUAUUUAUUUAUUUAUUAGUCAGGUGAUCAGUUUUCUUCAUCAGGCAUAGGCAAACUUGGCCCUCCAGAUGUUUUGGGACCACAAAUCACACCAUCCAUAGCUAACAGGACCAGUGGUCAGGGAUAAUGGGAAUUGUAGUCCCAAAACCUCUGGAGAGUCGAGUUUGCCUGUGCCUGGUUUUCAUCAUUCUAGAAAGCUGAAGUGCCAGGAAGGAGUAAGAGAGGGAACUGAUGCAUGAACAGCCUUAAUUGGAGGAAAGUAUAGGAGCACUUUGCCAACACCCAGGAACAACAGGUUCAGCACAGUGUCACAAAUUGCUAGAAUUCUAAUAGCACUAUACCAUAAUUUAAAGCACAGUGUGGAAAACAAAUUAAAUCUCUUCCCCCUCCCAAGAACUCCAAAGACACGUCUCUUCUAAGCUGUGCCAACCUCAAUUUCACCACCCUGGAUGUGGGAAAAUGAGUGCCAUCAGGUUACAGUAGAAUUCAAAGCUCAGCGCUGAAAUAGGAUUAAAUUUCCAGAAGCCCAGGCAAUUUUGCCAGAUUUUCCUGAGAGUCAGCCGCAUGAAAUUUUGUGAAAGGGUAAAGGGUUUAUUUAUGGCACAUUAAUAAAAUGCACAGUGACUCGAUUUCUAGGUGUCCUCGGCCCCAUUAAAUCCAAUUGGGUUUGGCAUAAAGAACAUGGUCACUUACUCUUUAAAAUAAAUUGGUAACAGUUAAGGGCAGGGGUAGGGGAGGUCACUAAUCAGAAAAGCUUGUGAACUUAAGGGGCUGGAAUAUAUCCUUUGCUUUUGUUUCACUAGUGAUGGUUCUGAAAGCCAAAGGCAGUGUGAAAGAAGUGGACUUUGGUGUUUGGACAAUGAGAGAGAGGGAGAGUGGCAGCAUCACAGAUGUCCAGGAGGAGUUUUCUUUGUGUAAUUUUAGUAUUAUAUAUUUUUACUAAUUUUGAGGUACUGAACAAAAAAACAACAAUAAAUUUGCCAAUUGGCUCCUGUUUCAGAGAUACAAAGAUGGUCACGUAUAAAUGACCCAGUACGCAUUGUGUACAUAAUUUCAUUGCCAACAGUGUACCUCACUGUAUUUCAAUCUCCAGAUUGCCACAUAUGGUAUCAUAUUGCAUCAGCUGAAGUGCAAGUGAAAAUGGCUGCUGUGCUGGAAGAGAAGAUGCAGCAACUUCAGGGCUGCCUUGCCACACUUUCAGCAACAUUUCAUUUCAUUUAUUCUAUUUCUAUGCUGCUUUUCACUCACGUGAGUCACAAUGCAGCUUACAAACAAACAAUAAAUAACAGCAACCUAACAGAACCUCACAAUUAGAGCAUUAAUCAGUUGGUAUAAUUGACAAUGAUCAGUAAAACGACUACAAAACAUAACAAAAGUAACGACCUUCUCUAAAACAUUGUUAACAAAAUAACUAAAAAAAUGAAGCAGCACAACCAGAACAAAGGUCAUUUUAUAAGAUUCACAAAGCACUACAGCACUCACAAUCCACAAAACAAUAUUAAAAACAUCAGCAAACUAAACCCUGCUGAAUUCAAAUAAACAAACACACACGCCCCACCUUCAUGACCCACAGUCUUCCAAUAAGUUCAUCGAAAGAUGCAACCAUUUUGGGCCAGUGGAGCUAGGUCAGCAGUUGCCAACCUCAUGAUACACUGAGGUGGCUGCAGAAGAUACACAGCACAGAAUGAUUCAUCUAACCAUCAGUGGAUGAAGAGAAAGGAGGAUAUGGAUUUGGAAGAUUUGUUUUCCAUUCUUGAUGAUCCAAGACAAUUGAUAGCGGAGACGUGUGCUGAUAACCCACUUGCUACCUUCCAAGGAAAUGAUUUCAGGGAAAGGAAUUGCAGUGUGGAAAAGGCAAUUUGAGAGUAGGAAGGAGUAGGAAGUACUUAAGGCAUAAGGUUCCUGCCUUCCAGAGGCAGUGGUGUUGAUCCAUUGGUUCAGUUCCUACCCUUUGGAGAAAACAAGCUUGCUCCAUCUUCCACGUGACAGCCAUUUAGAUAUUUGAAAAUGGCUAUCAUGUCUGCUCUCAGUCACCUCUUUUCCAGGCUAAACAUACCAAACUCCCUCAAGGGUUUCCAGACCCUUGAUCAUCUUGGUCAGGUUAACAGUAGGACUGUAUGAAAUCCAAGUCAUGAGAUGAGUCAUGCAUUUUGCAGUAGACUGACUUCUCAUCAUGACAUUUUAAAGGCAUUGAAACAUAACAUUUUAUGUACAUUACAUUUAAAACUUUAGAACCAAUGUCCCCACUCAGAGGUUUACGUAUAUGUUAAGGAGCAUAGGGGAUAAAAUUGAAUCCUGAGGAUAUCCUGAGUUUGGCAUAGGCCUGGUACAGUACAUCUUAAAAUCUGGACAUCUGAUUUAUAUUAUUAUUUACUGAAUUUUAAAACAAAGUGGAAAUAGAUCAAAACAUUUUAAAAACAAUCAUGAUUCCAUCCCAUGGUUUUGAGUUUGCCAGGAACGAUUUUCAGCUCAGGACUGAAGAGAGAAAGAGAGAGAGAAUGGAGAGGCUAGGGGUGGAUAACCUGUGUCCUGGGGGCCAAAUGCAGCCCCUGGAUGCCUCUCCACAGCACUCAGGAGAGGGGGUUGCAGGUGGUACAUCACACCCCUGCCUAAGGCCAAAAAGGGGACCUUGGAGCCAAACGAGAGGAGUCAGAAUAUUGGGAUAUCAGAAAAAGUUACCCUCUAUUGUGUGAAGAGUAGCAUUCACAUUUUGUGUAAGCCUAUACAGGCCCUCCCCCCACUCAAACUCUCUCCCCAGUUCAGACCAAAAUAUCUAGAGCUGAAGCUCUGGGAUGCCUGGAGGUUGGAGAACGUGUGCAAAAGCCGCAGAAGCAGCAGCAGCUGCAAUACCAUGUGUGUCACCUGCUAGGAAGGGAGGUGGAGCAGCCUAAUUAAAGCCCCAUUGCACCUCCGCUCUCCUUGGGGCUUCAUCCACCCUCAUUGAAGUCCACUUCAGGUUCUGGGGAGGGUCUCCUCCCAAGCCACGGGGACUCUCCUGCUUUCUCCCAUCAUUUCCUGGUAUUCUGUUUUUUUAUUUACUUAUUUUCCAGUGCUGCAAGCAUACACAGUCACGCUUGUCAAUCAUGCAAAAGUGGGGGAACGCUUGUAUAAAAUGCCACAACAAUUCUUCCCCUACUCCCUUCUCCUUUUGCCAACGUGCGUCCGCCUACUACUAGCCUACCACUGCCGCCACAACUUCAUCUUCUACACAAUUAUUAGUAUAUAAUAUUUUUUGUCUUGUUUUCCUCUCUCCCUUUCUGCAGAUAUAAAAAACCCCACUAAUUUAUAAAUCACCCCUCCAAAUUCUAUCACAGAUCAGGAGACAAGAAAAGACAAGAAAGGGAAAAUGAAAAAGGGGUCAACAAAGGCUCUUUCAGUUUGGAUUUUGUUUUAUUUUUUACUUACCUGUAGGACUGCAGCAAGAUAAUCCUGUGGAAAACCUCAUUCCCAAACAAGGAGCUGUUGAUUUGGGUAAUCAUACACAGUAUUUUGAUGAAGGGGCAGAUGCAGAACAUGAGAAUGGAAAACAGAAAGAAACAGACUGAUGGGGAAGCAAAUUUGGAAGGAGAGAGGAGUAAUCAUAAUGUAGGCCUUGAAACUUGACAGUGGUUAACCUUGGCACCUCAAAUUUCAGUGGCACCCUGUGCACCAAAAUCUGCCCUCCCAUAUCUCACCUUUUGUUGCGUGUCAUAGUUGCAGCAUCUGCUGCAGCCACCCCAGAAUCUCCACACCUGAUGCAACCGCACCAGUCGUGCUCUUUGCACUGAAUGUAUCACAACCAAGUAUCCAUCUCAAAAGCAAAUAGAAAAGUAUAUUAUGAACAGUCUCAUCUCUCUGCCUAAAACAUUCCCAGAACUAGAAUGAUGCCUGCUGUCUUGGACAGGAGUUGACAUCAUUAUAGAAGUGUCAAUUUUGAAGUGCUUCUGCUUAAAACAUUUUAACUUUUGUUCCAUCUCCUGGUUUAAUAACAAUGAUAGUCUAAUAGUUUGUAACAUUUUAUUAUCAUUGGGCUUGUCAAUCAAAGACUUUUUACAGUUUCUAUUUCUUUUAAUAUGUCUUUUGAUCUUUCACCUUUUUUGGUAAGCACUUUGCUAUAUGAAGGAGCCUCUAAUAAUCAUAUUCCUAGCAUCCCAUACUGUAUUUAAAUCUGUACAAUUCUCUAUACAGUGGUACCUCUAGUUACAGACUCAAUCCGUUCUGGGGUGCCGUUCACACCCCAAAAAGUCCGUAACUAGAGUGCCGCUUCUGUGCGCACGCACGGUGCGAUAGAGGGUUAUGUGCAUGUGCAAAGCGCGCAGAACGCUUCUACGCAUGCACACGCGGUGAAACCUGGAAUCAUACACUUCUGGGUUUGCCACUUUCGCAACCUGAAAAGACACAACAUGAACCUAACACAACACAAGAUAUGACUGUAUUUAACUCAAAGAAGUCAGUUAAACAUUAAAAUCCCUUUUGCAUUAUCCCAGUCUUUCUAACAAGCUGUCAUUCAGCUUCCAUCUAAAAGUGGUAUUUUGCUGGCCUUUAAUAAUACUAAAUAUCAAAUUUUGAUCUGAUAAAGUUCUCAGUUGUAUUUCAGUGUUCUUAAAACCAGAUACUAUGGACUUUGAUACCCAUAACCUGUCUAGUCUUCCAAGGCUCUUUCCUGGAGGAAGCUGGACCAAGAGGAGUCAGGUGGUCAGGAGUGUCUUAAUCAUUCUAGAAAGCUGAAGAGUCAGGAAGAGCAGUGGGCCAAACAGGGAAGCAUGAAGAGGCUUAGUUGGAGGAAAGUAUAGGCCACGACAAGGAGCACUUUGCCAGCACCCAGGAACAACAGGUUCAGCACAGUGUCACAAAUUGCUAGAAUUCUAAUUGCACUAUAUCAUAAUUUAAAGCACAGCGUUGAAAACAAAUUAAAUCUCUUCCCCCUCCCAAGAACUCCAAGGACACGUCCCCCCUAAUGUGUGCCAGCCUCAAUUUCACCACCCUGGGGAAAUGAGUCCCAACAGACUAUGCUAGAUUUCAAAGCUCAGCACUGAAAUUGGAUUAGAUUUCUGGAACCUCAUGCUUUUUUGCCAGAUUUCCUUGAGGGUCAGUGGCAUGGAAUUUAUUGUGAGGGGGAGACAGGUGUCUUUCCACAGUGGAGGUGUAGAGAAUUAGAGGGCACAAUGUACCACAUGUGGUGGGGUUGCAAAGAAAUAAAGAACUUUUGGGAACUUAUAUACAAUGAAUUUUUUAAAAAAACUGUUCAAAAUAACAUUUAAUAAAAAAACCUGAAUCCUUCCUCUUAGGCAUAAUGGCAUCAGACAUCCCAAGGAAGAAAAGAAGGAUCUUUUUCUAUGCAAUAAUGGCAGCGAGGACGCUGAUUGCCAAGGGAUGGAAAGGAGUGGCAAGUAAAAAUGCUUGAAUACAUGGAACUAGCAUAUAUGACAGAAAAUCGGUCAACCCCAAAGUUCAAAACAGAAUGGGAGAUCUAUAGACAAUAUUUUAAAGAACUUUAGAAUGCUUCGAAUAACUCUCAGAAUUGAAUAAGGUAUAAAGAAGUCGCACAAGAUUUAAUAAAGACAAGGUUCAUUGAAAAAUAAAGGCAAGUAAUUAAGAAAACAAAGAACCCAUAUCAAGGAAGUUGGAAGUUGAUGGUCAAAACAUUUUUGUGAAUUUGUGAUGUCUUGUUCUACUGCUUUUUGUUCUAGUUACAGGUAGGUAGCCGUGUUGGUCUGCUGUAGUCGAAACAAAAUAAAAAAUUCCUUCCAUUAGCACCUUACAGACCAGUUAAGUUUGUUAUUGGUAUGAGCUUCUGUGUGCAUGGUAUCUGAAGAAGUGUGCCUGCACACGAAAGUUCAUACCAAUAACAACUUAGCAUCGUGCUUCUUUUGUUUCGUCUUUUCUUUUUCUAUUUUUCUCUUCAAGCUUUCAUUGUGUGUGAAUGUUUUGAUUUUAAACCAAUAAAGAUUAAUAGAAAGAAAGAAAGAAAGAAAGAAAGAAAGAAAGAAAGAAAGAAAGAAACUUAUUGCUAGGGGAGACAGGUGUCUGUCCACAGUUUCUUUUGUGGAAUGCAGUGACUCAAGUUCUAGAUUUCCUCACUUCCAUUAAAUGCACUUGUGUUUGGGUUAGAAAACUUGUCUACUUCCUCUUUAAAAUAACUUGGUAACUGUUAAGUGCAGGGGUGGGGGAGGUUCUGUUCAAAGAAACUUGAGGAUUUAAGGGACUAGCUUAUUAAGGGGCUGGAUAUACAUAAGCACAGCUCCACGUCCUUUGCUUUUGUUUCACUUGUGAUGAUGAUGAAAGCCAAAGACAGUCUGAAAGAAGUGCACUUUGGCAUUUGAGCAAUGAGAGAGGGAGAGUGGCAGCAUCACAGAUGUCCAGGGAGUUUUCUUGCUGUAAUGUUGCUCUGGCUUCCAUCACGGUCUUUGGACAAAUGCUGGAUCCCUCAGCCUGAAGCGAGAUGAGUGUCACAACCCCGUAGUCACCUUUGACUGGACUUAACCGUCCAGGGGUCCUUUACCUUUACCUAGAAUUAUAUAUUUCUGUAAUAUAUAAUGUGGAUGUAUAAUUUUCUCUUUAAGCUUAGAUAAUUCCUUUAUUUCUUCUAAAAAUGAGAAUCUAACAAUGGGACACCCAGAUGCUGGGAAUCACAAUGGAGGGGGUGGGGAAAGUGACAAUGUGCUCAUGUCCUCCUCCUCCUCCAUUAUCAUCAUAUUAUUCAAUAUCUUCUUCUUCCCUGGCUCCCUCGGCCUGAAGCGAGAUGAGCACCACAACAUAAUAGUCAUCUUUGACUGGACUUAACCGUCCAGGGGUCCUUUACCUUUACCUUUUUAUUUAGACAUGUUAGUUGCUUGUUACCUGAAUGUCUCCAAGUGACUUGCAUUUUAAAAACAUUAAUAUAAAAACAUUACCCCAUGGAAAACAAAACAACUCCCAUAACAGCACUAGAAGCAAACAUAUAAUCUCUCACAAAAGGCCUGGGCAAAAGGUAUGUCUUUCCUUGUGCAGAAUAUAUAUAUAUAUAUAUGUGAAGGCCCCAGGCAGCCGUCGCUGGGGACAGCCUUUCACAAGCAGGGCACCACAGUUGUCCUUGCCAUAGACAUCUGUUUUGCCAUUGUGAAAACAGGAUUUAGGACUAGAUAAACCUUUUGCCUGGUCUAACAGGGCUCUUCAUAUUAUUUUAUGAUCCAAAAAAACCCCAGUGGAUCACACCAAAGUCCUAUUUAGUCCCACAUCCUGUUUCCUACAAUGGAAAAGCAGAUGCCCCUGGGAAGUUCACAGGUAGUACAAUAGCCGUCUCUGGCUGCUGAGGCACUGGCUUGCCCCUACUAUUGAGGGGGCUGACAAAGUGGGACGUGUUAACCUUAUACAUGAUUUUCUGCUCAGUAUUAAUGGGGCCCACCCCCCUCUUUAAGAAUAUUUUUUUGGGGGGGAGUACCUCACCCUCCCCAGUUGGGGCACCUGUCUAGCUUCUUCUUCUUAGAAACUAGUACCCAGAGUCAGAGGCAUGCUGUCCUUGUAGUCAUUGUGAAGAGUUACUGUCUAUGGAACUAAUAAAUAAUAAUAAUAAUAAUAAUAAUAAUAAUAAUAAUAAUAAUAAUAGCUUAUCACUCGAGUGAUGAGGUUGCAUGGCUGUCAAGUUAUGCCCACUUACUAUGAAUUUAAUUCUCCCCAGAAGCCAAGAGAGAGAGCAAGAACUCAGAGAAUGUCUCAGAUAAAUAGAGUGGGGGAUGAGGCUCAUUCUGAAGGAUGAGGUUGGUGUGGGUGUGGGUGUUGAGGCCCAAGUUGACAUGGCCUUAGGUAAGUGUUGUCAAAAUAGAUCAGAUGACAGAGCAAAGGUACAAUCCAUUCUACUCUUGCUAGUACUGUGAUGCAACAGGGGGACAUGUGAAUAAAGUUCCAGCAAGGGAUUUCAACUGCGUGCUUUAAAGGCCUUAGAAUCCUAGGAAAACAGGCAGUCCAUACUCAUUGUGACAUUGUCUCUGGCACAGGUGCCCACUGCUGUAAUGAUAUUAUUAUAUUGUUGAACACCACCCCAAUCUCUGAGCAGUGUGAGAGUUUAGGGGUUCCAGGUGUUUAAGCAGGGUGUGUGUUACCUUUGGGAAUGAGGAAAAGCAGACAAACCACUUUAUGAUGGAUGGUUUAUCAUUACAACCUGAGCCUAACCACAGCAUUAAUUCUUUGAAAGGGUCUUGUUUUGCCUGUAUCAACAGCCUUGGAUUAAAACAGCCCCCCCCCUCCCAUAUCACAGAUCUUUGUGGGCACUCCCAAUAUUUUUUUCAAGCUCACGUCCCUGUUCUAUAGUCAGCUUCAUUAGAUGUCAUUGAGUUCUAGUCAGAGGCUUAGGAAGGUUAGGUGGUACCCGGUGGUACGGAUUUUUUUUGUGUCACACACCCACAUUUAUUUAUUUAUUUAUUUUGCCUAUUUCAUAUUUUCUUACAAAUGUGGAUUCUGGGCCUCUGAUAACAAGUAGGCGACUGUGGACAGAUACUUAAAUCUAUAGGAUGGAUUGUGUUUUGGCUUGUGUUAUUUUAUUUAUAUUUAUUGUGUAUUUAUUUAAUAAAAUUUAUUUUAAAAAACCUGCAAAGUGGUUUACCAAAACAAAAAACAAAAAAACACCACAGCAGUAAAAUCAAGAAAAAUUAACAAUCCUACUUUAAAACACAUAAAAGCUAAAAUGUUAAAAUUAAAAUUACUUCAACUUCCUAAGCAUCUAGGUAUGCUUGCCUAAAGAAGAAUAGGUGGGGAGUUCCAAAGGGCAGAUGCUGUCACAGUAAACAAUGCAGCACACAUAUUAUGUAGAACCUGUACUAGCGCUUGAAACUCCUGAAGGGGAGGUUCUACUCAUUGUGAUUUCACCAUGCUCUGUGUUAUCUGAAAAGGAAAACAUUUAUUUAAAAGCAGGACUGCACAGCAGCAAUCUAGUCUCAUCAUGAUCAGUGGGACUUUUCCUGAGCCGACGGUGCAUAAGAUGGGCUGCAAUCCUAUGCAGCCCUUGCAUCCAACUUGUACCUAAAAGUCUGCACAAGCCUGCAGAAUUGUAGAGUUGGAAGGGACCCCUGAGGGUCAUCUGGCCCAACCCCUGGGGCAAUGCAGGAAUCUCAACUAGACCAUCCCUGACCGAUGGCCAUCCGUCUUCUGUUUUCCCCCUCAGCCAGGACUCACAACAACGGAGACUGGAGGUGGAGGAAAAGAUAAAUUUUGACAAUGGAGCAGAUUUCUCAGGCGUGCACAGGAACAGCUUGAAGACUUUACAUAGAGAGGAACCCCACACGGGUUUCCCCGCAUCUAACGUAACAGGCAGGGAGCCAGCUCAGAUAGAGAGAAUGACAUUGGGGGAGGGGAGGAGAAAAGAGUACCAAAGUCAGCCCAUUUUAUCCUCUUUGGGAUGGUGGCGCUAGGGCUCUGGGAUAGCCUCUGCUGCCCCAAAAUAUUUACUUGUCUUCAAUGUAUUGUUACCACUGUUAUUCUAUAGUACAGAUCCUUUUUAAAUUAAACACUUUCUCUAAAAUUAAAAUGGCAGAAGUAAUCAGUAACAUAGAUAUCAAUGGAAAGGCAAGAAAUUAGUCCCUAAUAGAUACAAAGGAGGCACAGAUACACAAGCACACAGAAGUAAAUAAUCCAGUCUUGGGGAGAGGGGUGGGAAUGUACAGCUUGCUGAACUUAGCCUCGAGAUGGGAGACUGAAACGGCUUAAAAAAUAAAAAAUAAAAGUCUUGUGUCUAGGAAUAUUUGUCUGCAAAAGAAUCAGACUGGUUGUAAAAAGUGUGAACUUCAUUAAUAGACCCUAUUUAAAGGAAUUGGUCUGUUAGCCACAGAAUUGCUUUGCUGAUUUUUCUCAUCUUCUUUUAAUUACACAACUGCUUUUGGGGGGUCCUAGCUUCGUGCAGGGGAGACUGGGGUGUGCGAGUGAGGGGGUUCCUACCUUCAUGCAGGAGAGGCUGGGGGCAAAGGGGAGGCCGGCCCGCCAAGCGCCUAGGGCAGUGCUGAGCUGCUUCUCCCAGCGCCACAUGUGGGGAAAACGGGGUGGCAGCGCUGCCAUUGUCUCACGCGCUCCACUUUUGGAGGCAGCAGAGGCUUUUCGAAGGGGGAUUGGGGCCUGAAGGGGGUGUGCAGGACAGGCAGCGGCCUUGGCAGGCUUCCCCAGCAGCCUGGAAAGUCAGGCUAUGUGAAGAAAAUGAGAGUAGGCCGAAUACAGUGGUGCCCCGCAAGACGAAUGCCUCGCAAGACGAAAGGGUUUUGCGUUUUUUGAGCUGCUUCGCAAGAUGAAUUUCCCUAUGGGCUUGCUUCGCAAGACGAAAACGUCUUGCAAGUUUGUUUCCUUUUUCUUAAAACUGUUAAUACCCAGGGUGCAUUGCUUGAAGAGGUGCAGUUGCGACUUGACUUCGAGGAGCAACUGUGGUAGCCUUUUUUGAGGUUUUUGAAGACUUUGGUGAUUUUUGAAGCUUUUCCAAAACUUCAUUUGGUAAGUUAAACUUUUAAAACUUGUUUGGGGGUUUUUGGAUUUUGGGUUGGGGUGUUUGGAAUUCAAGGACUUGGUUCUGGGUUUGAGUUUCUGUGUGGUGGGUGGCUGGGUGCUUUUGAAUUUUUUGGAUGUGAAGCACUGAUUUUUUUGGGGGGGGUGCGAAGGUAGGAGCUGUGCUGCCAUGGGACCCAAGAAGACAGCUGCUGCAGAGGCCGGCGAGGGGAAGGAGGCGAAGAUUACACUGGAAAUGAAGAAGGAGAUCAUCCGGAAGCACGACGGUGGAAUGCGUGUGACAGACCUCGCCAGGGAGUACGGGAAGAAUCCAUCGACCAUCGGGACCAUCCUGAAGAUGAGGGAGAAGAUCCUUGCGACUGAUGCAGCCAAGGGAGUCACCAGGAUCGUGAAGAACAGCCCAGCUGUUCUGGAGGAGGUGGAGAAGUUGCUGCUCAUCUGGUUAGAAGAGAAGCAGCGUGCAGGGGACACAGUGACUGAGGCCGUCAUUUGUGAAAAGGCCAAGGCCUUGCACGCAGGCCUCGUCCGGGAACAGCCAGGAACCUCAGGCGAGCCAGAAGUCUUCAAGGCAAGCAGAGGCUGGUUUGACCGGUUCAAAACAAGAUCUGGAAUCCACAGCGUGGUCAGGCAUGGAGAGGCUGCGAGUUCUGAUGUUUCUGCGGCUGAAGACUUUGCAGCGGAGUUCCUGGAGGUUGUGAAGACGGAGGGCUACGUUCCACAGCAGGUCUUCAACUGCGACGAGACCGGGCUGUUUUGGAAGAGGAUGCCCAAAAGGACUUUCAUCACACAGGAGGAGGCCAAGUUGCCUGGCCACAAGCCCAUGAAGGACCGUCUGACCCUGCUCUUCUGUGCCAACGCAAGCGGCGACCUGAAGAUCAAGCCCCUGCUGGUGUACCACUUGGAGAACCCACGGGCCUUCAAGAAACACAAGGUCGACAAGGAGCAGCUGAGUGUCAUGUGGCGAUCCAACAGUAAGGCUUGGGUCACAUGUGUGCUGUUUAUGGACUGGGUCAAUCUUGCUUUUCGCCCUGCUGUCAAACAGUACCUGCUGGACAACGACCUGCCGCUGAAGGCUUUGCUUCUGAUGGACAAUGCUCCUGCUCAUCCUAAAGGCCUUGAGGAGGACUUGUUGGAGGAGUUCAGCUUCACCAGCAUCAUGUUCCUGCCGCCUAACACCACGCCACUGCUCCAGCCGAUGGAUCAGCAGGUCAUCGCCAAUUUCAAAAACUCUACACCAAGGAGCUUUUCAGGCGAUGCUUCGAGGUGACUGAUUGCACCACCAUCACCCUGUGGGAAUUCUGGAAGGACCACUUCGACAUCGUCACCUGCUUGAAGAUGAUCACCACGGCCUGGAGCAGGAUCAGCCAGAGAAAUUUGAAUUGCGCUUGGCGCAGCCUGUGGCCGGACUGUGUGGCACCAAGUGACUCUGAUGCACCAGAGUCAACAGUGGUGCAGGACAUUGUUGCCUUGGGGAGGACCAUGGGCCUGGAGGUCACAGAGGAAGACAUCAGCGAGCUGGUGGAGGAGCACGACCACGAGCUGACCACCCAGGAGCUGGUCGAACUGCAGGCAGAGGCUGCACAGGAGCAGGCCUCGCUGGAAGAGGAGGAAGCACCUGAGGAACGGCUGUCCUCCAAAGAACUGAGGGACAUUUGCCUGAAGUGGAAGGAUGUGCAGGCUUUUGCACAGCGGCACCACCCUGACAAGCACGUGGCACAUGACCUUGUGAACACUUUUGAUACGAGGGUCAUGUUGCCUUUCAGGGAGGUGCUGAAAAGGCAGAUGAAGCAGCAGACCAUGGACAGGUUCUUCAGCAAGAAGCAAAGAGUGGAAGAGGAACCUUCUUCGAGUUGUCCCCCAGAGUCUUAGAAAAUGUACUGUACACUUUGUUGAUUUUUAAAUGUUUUUCUGUCAUGUUUAGAAACUUAAUUUAUUGUUUCUUCAAUUUUUGAAAUGCUCUUUACAGUAUGUGUGACUUUAAAGAGCACUUAAUAAACUCUUGUUGUACCAAAUUUGGCUUUGUUUGGACUUUUUUGACCAUAGGAACGCAUUAAUUGAAUUUCAAUGCAUUCCUAUGGGAUUUCGUGCUUCGCAAGACGAAAAAUUCGCUAGACGAAAAAACUUGCGGAACGAAUUAAUUUCGUCUUGCGAGGCACCACUGUAGAUUUGGCCUUGCCUUGCCUUCGCCGUGCCCCCAACCCAGCUGGCCAAUCGGCUGCAGGCAGGGGGCGGGACAAAGGCAAGACAAGGCCUAAUCUACUCAGCCUAGUCCUAUUUUCUUCACAUAGGCUGACUUUCCAGGAGCUGGGAAGCCCAGUGGAGGGUAGGGCAGUAGGGAGGUUCAUAAAAAACUUUUUUAAAAAAUAAAAUGCCUGCCCCAAAGGUCUUAUCUUACUACAGUAGGGAUUAUAUAGCUAUAUCUGAAAUUUCAUGCAUCUCAGUUAAUAUCUUGACCCUGCUCCAAUGAAUUGAAAUUUCAGCCUUCACAAUAUAGGAAAAUGGCCAAGUAAAGAGCUAUUUUCGUGGAUGAGGGUCAAGAUAUUAACUGAUAUGCAUGAAGUUUCAGAAAUAGCUAUAUAAUCCCUAGUGUAGUAAGGUAAGACCUUUGGAGCAGGCAUUUACAAAAAAAAAAAGAAGUUUUUAAUGAACCGCCCUAGUAGGGCAGUAAUUGUUCCUUGAUAAUUUGUCACCCCUCUCCUUGAUAGAGCAUGGGGUGACAUGCCACCCCACCCCCGCUCCUACGCCCCUGGUUCUAGUAUUAUGAGAAAGGGAAAGAAACUUUCAUGACUGCAUUGGUGUGAAUCCUUAUUCUUAUUUGUCGAUAUCUCAGCUACCUUUGAAUAAAUCUUCCAAUAUCAUGAUGCCAUUAUAGAAAUAUUAGGAAUAUUGUGUACAGUCUUCUCACUUUAAAGGAUAUUGCGUAGUUGUAAAAGCUUUAAAAAAGGAGAAGCCAAAGAUCAAGAGCAAGUCCCUAAUGAGGAAAGGUUACAAAAUUUGGGACUUUUCACUUCAAAAAAAAGCAAGUAAGAAGCAUGAAGAGGUGUACAAAAUUAUGGAUGGUGUGGAAUAAAUGGAUGGAGAAAAGUUAUUCUUCCUCUCUCAUAACACUAGAAUUUUCAGGGCGUCAAUGAAACUGUAUAUUGGAAGAUUCUGGACAGAUGGAAGAAAGCACUGAUUCAAAUAACAUGUAGUUAAACUCUGGAAUUUGCUCUUAUGGGAAGUAAAGAUCACCACCAACUUGGAUUUGUUUGCUUGAGGAUUAUCGAAAAAAUCAUGGAGGAUAAGGUUAUUAGUUGCUACUGACCCAGAUGGUCAUGCUGUAUCACAACUGUUGGAGGCAGUAGUCCUCUGAAUGCAGGGGUGUAGCAUGGGUUACUGGUGCCCAGAACAUGACAGUUGUUGCACCCCCCCCCGGUGGACUGGGCAGGAGUCAGUCACUUUGCUGGUCUGCAUCUAAUCAAGGGAGUCACCAGGGAGCAGAGAUAAGGCAGAGAAACGUGAAGCCCUGAGUGCCGCUGUGCUCCCUUGCCCUCCUGUCCUUGCAGUUAGGCACUCUGGGCAAUGCACGUGGUUCUAGCAGUGCUGUCCAAUCUUCCUCUUCCUCCCACUCCCUCCGUCUCAAGCCCAGAGGUGGGGCACGUGCAGGCAUCCCUUCACUGGUCACAAGGAGAAGGAGGUGACACCACUGCCCCAGCCCUGAAGGUCCAGCCCAGAUGUGGCUUGCCUCCCUGCACCUGUGACCUCAAUAGCCUGCUGUGGGGAUGCCUUUGUUGCACUCCCUCAGAAAUUUGCACUCCGGGCCACAGCUGCCUGGUCCCCAAUGCUAUGCUACUGUCUGAAUGUCUGUUGCUGGGAAUCACAGGUGGGGAGAGUGGUGUUGCUGUCAAGUCCUGCUUUCAGGCUUUGCACAGGCCUCUGGUUGGCCAUUGCGACAACGGGGUUCUGGAACAGCUGACCUGGUUCAGCAGGUUGAUGUAAGCUCUGGCCAACUGAAGCUCGUGGGGAAUCUAACACCAGCCAAAUUUUAAUUGCCUCAGAGUCUUACUCAUCCAGUGUACCUGCUGAAGAAGAGUGGAUUCAUAAUGUACUUGCUGAAAAAAUGUGUUUUCAUAAUUUUGUCUAAAAUAACCAACUGCUCAUUAGGCUGAGUAAGCGAAGCUAAAAGAGAUACAAAAAAUUUGAGAUACUAUGGUGCCCUUUUGUAAUCUGUACCAGGGGUGAACAACCUGUGUCCUUGGGGUCAAAUGCAGCCCCUGCAUUCCCACAUAAGUCAGAGGGAGAAGACUGGGAAGAGGAGGUAGCUUCAUAGUCAGCUGGGAGAUUCUAUGGCAGAAAGAAGUCUAGAAUCAGAAGCUGAAGCUGACAAGUGGGAGGAGGGAGGUCAAAGGGCAAGAUGAGCCUGGCUGUUGAAAGUCAUGGAUGUCUCCCCCUCCUGUUGUGACAAGUUCCUCUUCCCCCUCCCCACAAGAACCAGAAGAGGGAUCAAAAGGAUGGAAGUCUCUGAUUGCUUGGGGGAAAAAACCCUGGAAAGUAGGAGACAAAGACAGGUGUGGGGAGUCAGGGAUCUUCACUCCCAGCAACUGAUUUCAUGGAGUAUGACCCAAAGGGAAUGAGUUGCUGUGCUCACUGGUCUGACACACAGUGAAGUCUGUGAAGAUCAUGUUUUUGCUAAUAAAAAGUUAGUUCCAAUUUGAACUGUGUGGUUUUCUGAGUAUGUGAGAAAUACAGACAAAUGACAUAUUGCAGACAUGUCCAACACAUCGAUCGCGAUAAUAACUUAUUAUUGUUUGACAGAACUCUGGGGACCCACUGUGGGAGUCAGGAAUCAGGAAUUGGAUCUGACCAAAAGCCCAUUUAGUCCAGCAUUGUGUUGUCAGAGCUCCUAAUCAAAUGUCUGUUGGAAAGUACAGAAAACGAGGCAUGAGCAGAGUAGUCAUAAUGUAGGAAAUGAAGCCAUCAUGACCAGAAGUCAUUGACAGUAGGGAUGUCCACAGACCAUGCUGUAGCCAUGCACUUUGCACACUACACUACACUACACUACACUACACUACACUACACUACACUUAUUUAUUUAUUUUGCACAUCCUUAUUUGAUUAAAAUCAAUGCAGUUUUGAAAGGUUCACUCCACCAUCUUCAUUCAUAGAAUCAUAGAGUUGGUAGGGACCCGACGUCCAUCUAAUUCAACCCCUCUGCAAUUCAGGAAUCUCUGCUAAGUCACCUGUGAAAGGUGGCUGUCCAAACUCUGCUUAAUAACCACCAAGGAAGGAGAGUCCACAACUUCCUGAGUGACUCCUGACAGCUCUGUAAAAAAGUUAUUCCUGAUGUUAUAUUGCACAACACACAAAAUGCCUCUGAAAUGAAAAGAGCAAUUUUUUUUACCAAUUUUGAGGUACUGAACACAAAAACAACAAUAAAUUUGCCAAUUGGCUCAUGUUUCAGAGAUACAAAGAUGCUCAUAUAUAAAUGACCCAGUAGGCACUGAGUACAUAAUUUCAUUUCACAACAGUGUACCUCACUGUAUUUCAAACUCCUGAUUGUGACAUAUCGGGUCCUCCUUUACUAUAUUUCAAACCUCACUGUAUUUCAAACUCCUGAUUGUGACAUAUUGGGUCCUCCCUUAAAGAGGGCACGCACUGAGGUGAGACCUGGACAACCGUCACCCUGUGUAGUGGGUGGGUACUAUUGGUCAGCCACAACACCCGAUUGGUAGGUCCCUCAAAGCUGGGUGCAAUCUGGCCAAUGGGACGCAGUCCAAACGGUUUGAGGGACCUAUUUAUGCCCAUGCACGUGACCCAGAGCUUCCUCUUUCGGCGCGUGCUUUCAGAACACGAACAGCGUGUCCUCUGCGAGCCGAGAGAGAGAUUUAUCAUCUUCCACUCUACCUGAAGUAAAGUUGAUGGCUUUGCGUGAUGUCAUUAUGGACUUUUUGCCAUGGGAAAAAGUUACCUUGAGGCAGAUUCAGUCCCUUUUGGGCCAUUUGAAUUUUGCGUGCAGAGUGGUAGCGCCUGGUCGCCCCUUUUGUGCACGCUUAGCCAGACUUUCAGCUGGCCUGCGCUUACCCCAUCACUGUGUCUGGUUGCCCAGCAAGGUCAGGGCAGACCUAGGGAUGUGGCUUGAAUUCCUUAAGGAGUUCAAUGGCAUACCCAUGUGGCAGGAUACCUUGAAUCUGCAAUUCAAUUUCCAGGUCCAUUCGGAUGCUGCUGGUUCCUUGGGCUUUGGGCUCUAUUUCCAAGGCCAUUGGUGCACUCAGAGGUGGCCUGAGCACUGGCAGGGUACAGCCAUUACCCGUGAUUUAAACUUUCUUGAGUUUCCCCCCAUCGUAGUGGCAGUACACAUCUGGACCACAGAGUUCAAGGACCGGUGGGUCUGUUUCUGGUCCGAUAACAAAGCCGUGGUGAGCGUUUUGGCAAAGCAGUCAUCCUGCUCCAGCAUAGUCUCUGUCCUCUUAUGCACGUUUGUGUUGUGGUGCCUCAGGUUUAAUAUUGCAUGUUCUGCCCAUUUUAUUCCUGCAGCUAAUAAUGACAUUGCGGAUGCCUUAUCCCAUUUUCAGAUGGAGCUCUUCAGAUCCCUGGCUCCGGAGGGCCAGCAGCUUCUGGAAUAUUUCCUGGAGCAGUUUGGAACCUUGGCAACAGAUAGUCCCGCAAGGAGUAAUAGCACCUGUUUCUCCUUCCACUUUGAGGUCUUAUAAGAAGGCCUGGAUGCACUUUUUAGCUUUUAGAGUGCAGCUCAUGACCAGCCUCAGCACAGAGUCACCAUCCACACAUCAGGUGUUGCAGUAUUUGGCUCACCUGCGUUUUAUGGGUUGCACAGUAAAGUCCAUCUGAAUUCAGUCUUCUGCCAUUUCCUUUUUCUGUAAGUCCCCUUAUUCUAGAGACCCUUGUGCAAAAUUUGUGGUGUGCAAGGCUCUUGAAGGCUGGGCCAGAUUACAGCCACCUAACUCGCCAGGUCACAUUUGACAUUCUGUGCACUAUGCGCAGCACCCUGAGAUCAAUCUGUUGGUCUAAUUUUGAGGCGAGACUCUUUACGGCAGCAUUUUCAAUUGACUAUUUCAGUGCACUGCGGGUGGGCAAAGUGGUGGUGCAGGGAAGGACUCCCAGGGGAUUGCUUUUGCAGGGUGUUCAGCUGUCCGAUGCUGAGUUGGUCCUUACCAUUCGCAAUUCCAAAAUGGACUAGUAGGGCAGAGGUGCCUUGAUGAGGCUGUCUGCCACCGGUGAGCCUGGACCUUGUCCAGUUAAGGAUGCCAAUAAAUGUUUGUCCCUUCGCCCGCCUGGGGAUGGUCCCUUCCUGGUUCUGGAGGGUGGGUCCCGGUUAAGGAGGCAUCAAUUUGCUGCAGUAAUGUGCAAGGCGCUGGCAGCAUGUAGCCUGUCGGCCAGUGAGUUUGCACCUCAUUCCUUCCGUAUUGGGGCAGCCACCACCGCUGCGCAUUGGGGCAUGUCAGUUGACAGGAUUAAGGAUCUGGGCCACUGGAGAUCUGGAGCAUACCGAGGUUAUGUUCGGAAGAGGCGUUGAGGUGCAGUUGCUAAUGUUGUUUUGUUCAUUCCUAGGUCCACCUACCCUGCAUGUCAGGAUAGUCAGGCACAGCAUUGUCCACUGGGCCAGCAAGAGGGUUGCGGAGUCUGGAUUUGGACACAGGCUCAGGAUUCCCAACCAUGUGUACGUUUCCUGAAUAUUCAGAUGAGGAAUGCAUUGGGAGGAGCUUCUCCCAACGGUGUGGGUGAAGGUGUCUGGGGAAGGCACGCCUGUGGCGAUGGUGGUGCAGCUGGGCGAGAAUGAUUUGCAGGAAGCUCCCAUCUUGAGCCUGCGGACCCAUAUGCAGGAGGACUUGGAAGAGUUGAAGGCAGCUCUUCCUGGACUCAAUAUUUUUUGGUCGCAGCUGUUGCAGCAACAUGCGUGGCAAGGAAGCCCAUGCCCAGCUGCAACAAGAGGGCCCAGAGACACGUGCAGAGCACAGUGGCCAAGAAGGUUCUGGCCUUGGGAGGGAUGGUGAUCCAUCACCUGGGCAUUACCUCUUGUGAUGCGUCCAUUUGCAGGCUUGAUGGGGUUCAUCUGUCUGUGAUUGGGAAUGAUUUGUGGCUGACCGCCAUGGCCUAAAUUCUGCCAAAAACCAAAACCAAAAUUUGAGUCAAGUGUGGAUUUAUUUAGGGGGGAGGUUUCUGGGUCUGAACACGCAAAUAGCAUCCUAUUGCAUCAGCUAAAGUGCAAGUGCAAAAUGGUUGCUGUGCUGGAAGAGAAGAUGCAGCAACUUGAGGGCUGCCUAGCCACGCUUUGAACUACAUUUCAUUUCAUUUCAUUUCAUUUAUUCUAUUUCUAUGCUGCUUUUCACUCACAUGAGUCACACAGAGGCUUACAAACAAAGAACAUUAACCUAUCAGAACAUCACAAUUAGAGCAUUAAUCAGUUAAAAUAAUUGACAACGAUCAGUAAAACAAUUAGAAAACAUAACAAAAGCAAUAAUCUUCUCUAAAACACUAUUAACAAAACAACUAAAAAAAACCAUGAAACAGCACAACCAGAACAAAGGUCAUAUUAUAAGAUUCACAAAACACUACAGCACUCAUAAUCCACAAAACAAUAUUAACAAACAUUAACAAACUAAACACUGUUCAAUUCAAACAAACACAUGAACGUACACUCCCCAGCUGCAUGACUCACAAUUGUCCAAUCAGUUCAUCAAAAGAUGCAACCACAUAAAGCCCAUUGCAGCACCUCCAUUUUGAAGGUCCCUACAGGGCUAGAUGUGGAAUUUGGGUGCCCCUACAGAGGUGGAAUAUUGCCCAUUGCAGGAGACAACCCCCUGGAGGAAUAUUAAGUGAUGGCCAGGAACAGUAUUAAGUGAUGGCCCCACUUAGGGCUGAACUUAAGCAUUUCCCACUUAAACACUUUGUCAGUCAAAUCAGAAAACUGGCUCAUUCCUAUUGUGUAGGGUGUUUCUCUUGUGCAGCUUCGGGUUGUGUUGUUCAACCUCUUUUCAGUUGCUCUUCCACAUGGUUCUCUGGCGUUUGUCUUCCUCUGGGGGCUAUUCUUUAGAGUGUAUGAUUAUACCUGGACACCCCCCCCCCAAAAAAAACUUCAUCUGAGGCUGGAGCCAUUGUUGUAGAGCAAGCCCUGAGUAAGAUCGGCCCUAUCAGCCCUGCCACAGAGAUCUGAAACUUUUAUUUUCUCUCUCUUCUGAGCCUCAGACAGCCACCCCUGUUAGGAGAGGAAGUGUCUGACACACACAAAUCUCUGGGUCUCCUCACUUUCAAAUUGAUCCAUAGGCCCAGAAAGCUGUGGUGCUGUGUUUGCAUCCCUUUGGGCAUCACAUUCUCAACAUGUGAUCUGCAGCAACUGGUACUAAGAGGCUUACUGGCUAUCAUACUGGAGGGAAGGUAGCCAUCAUGACUACGUUUAAAAAGAUACUGAGAAGCUACAAAACUGACAAUGCAAAGGAGUGGUUCCAUGGAUACAAGCAGGUUCCAGGUUCACCUGAUUGCUGGGAAGAUAAAGAGAUGUGUGUGUGAUUGUUGAUUACUUUGUGCCUUGUUGGGAAUAUGUUUCCUCCACAGGCCUUGUGAUAAAACAGAGCUGGAGAAAGACUGGAAAGAAUUCGCUUCUUUAAAGUUCCAGUUGACUAACAAUGAAGGUGCGGUUGGACUGGAAGAGGCAUCUGGCUGUCUGCCACAGAAGUCCUAAAAAUGAUUGCAUCCACAAUCAAAAAGGAGCUUUGUGUUCCAAUUUUAAAAAACAGGAUUUCUGGGACAGCAUGGACUCUGUAUUUCCAUAAUAUCCCACCACUCCUUCCCAGCUGGAACUCUCAGGCCCCUUUCCUUCACCUAUAAAUUCCCCCAAGCCAGCUUCUUCUUCCACAGCUCACCUGGUGGUUCGUUCUGAGUGCUCCUUGGCUUCUGAUUGUGCUGGCAUUAUGAAGGCUUUCCUGAGUAUGUGCUUUCUCUUCGUUCUAGUUUCUUCUGGUGAGUAGGAAUGUUUCCCUUAAUCAUAUCUGGGUGGGUGUUAGCAGGGGUCAGAAUGGGAAGACUGAAACAGGUUUUUGGAAGAGAAAAGAGAUGGAUGGGUGCACCUUUCUUCUCCUGGCGCACCUUUCUUCCCAUAACCUCCAGGCCCUCCCCGUCCAGCCAACAGCUAUUUGUUGGGCUGUUGGUAGAGAUGGUGAGUGUGUGUGUGUGUACACAUGCAGCCUCCGACCCACCAUUGGAAGUGGAUCUUGAGAUAAGUAAAAUUCCUCAUGUCUGGUAAUAGUGGUUUGAAUCCAAGAGCUGAGAUCAAGUUCAGAUUUCUCUCUAUGAAUGUACGUAGAUGUCAUUUCUCAAGGAAUGAGAAACUCAUGGCACUGAGUGAUUCCUACUCUUUCCUCCCAGAUGUAUCAGAUGAAUGUAUCGUUUACAUUGCCGGUGGAAUGGAACUGACAGAGUUCUGUCAUAAUGGACAGGAUAGCUGCUUUUCAAAUUUUACUCGAUAUAAUUUAGGUGAGUGUAAAGCCUUUUAGUCCAAUCAAAGCUGAAUGUGUGGGCCCUGGAUUAUCAGGGGAUGAUGUGCAUGUAUGAAUGCAAAAUGACCAUAGAGUGUGCUCUCGUCAAGAAGUCCAGCAAUAUGGUGACAGCUCACAUCCUCAAACUCUGACAGAUACACUCUAACAUCAAAUGAAGCCACAAGAGAUCUAUUUUUAAAAUAACAAACAUUUAUCUAUCAUUUAUCUGUCUGUCUAUCUCCCCACAAAGGCUUACUUGCAAAACAUUUUUCAUUUUAUGAGAGCCAAAUUGAGGUGAGAUCAAGGGAAUGAAAAGAGUAGAGGGAAAAGGAAAGAGCAGGAAAUAAUACAAUCUGCUGGGGCUCUUCAGGAAGUAGGAACAAUAUUGAGAAAGGAUAAACCAACUCUCUUUUCUGUAUCUCAGCAAUAAAUAUUGUAACAAUGCUGUAACAACAAAUAAUAUUGUAGUGUUACCAUAAAACAGGAAUGUAAAGUUUCUGGGGCAUCUUGAUUUGAAUGAAUUAACUCUGUCAUGCCAUAGUUUGAAAAUUGUACUAGAGAGUCCAUAGCCACAGGGCCCCAUCCUUUCCCUCCAUGAAUCACUUGCCUGUUUUAAGCAAAGAGUGUAAUAUGCUAGAUGAUUCUUCAUUGUAUUUUUAUUACAUCUACAAACUCUUUUAGUAUCAUUGGGUGCAGCUCAUCAGGCGCUGGAGAUUGGAAUUGACUUAAAAUAGCUAGGUGUUCCCUUACCACCUCUUUUCCUUUCUUGGGCUACAGCUCCCUCCUGACAUCAUUUAUUAUGUUAUCAGCAAGCUAGGGACUUUUCUUUUGGGUAAAUAUGUUGUCACUCAGCAGCAUUUCUCUGACUUCUCUGUUGCAUCAAUAUGUAUAUUAGGAAGCAUCAUAUAAAUUUCAACUAUUAGGGGGCUGGUUUGUAAAAUGUUGGUUUUGAAUUGUACCCUUUUCUUUCUUUGUCUCUCUCACAGGUGAUAUUAUAUUUGAAAGAGAAAGGUGGGGAUGCACUUCAGAUUGUACCCCAGGGGAUUACAGCUUUACUACACUAAAAGAUAGAUAUUUCCGCCGUAGAAUCCACUGCUGUCAGGGUGAUUACUGCAAUAACCAAACCAUACCGGGUAAAUAUCUGCAUGCUUUUGAAUCUACAUACCCCUGAGAAUGAACGUCAUUUCGGUUUCAGGUUUCAUCCUUGUGUACCCAUAGAAUAGACUAAUGCUACUGUUCUAGACCAAGAUUCUUCUCCUAGUUUGCAUGGAAGAUGGUUAGAAUCACCCUCACCACCUGUUUCUCAAAGAGAAAGCAGAUAGCCUAUGUUAACCGCUGAUUGAUCAAGAGCUUCAGAUGACCCCUGAGAAUGUGGAGAAAACACCCUGGAUAAAUUGGAGGAUUUGAGAGAGAGAUAAGAACACAUGUCCUCCUUGUUCCCUGAUAGCCGUGCUUAACCUGAGUGUUAUCCAGUUGGGCAGAUCUGAGGAGGAAGUGAGGGGAACCAUCUGUUGGUACUAAUGGCCAUCCAGAAAACUACAAAGCAGCACUGCUGAGGGGUUGGGUUGAGGGUGCCCUCUGCAAAGGGUUUUUGCGGAGGGUUCAUCUUGUGUGGGUUGAAUUGUCUUAGUGCACUCCUUGGUGGAAAGGUUGAGAACCAGGUAGCAGAUGUGUGCAGCUCCACCCUAUCCUUGGGUGGAAGAUGGCAACUUAUGAGAGCGCCUGUUUGCUGUUGGGAACAGUAGAUCUCUGUGAGUUUUGGGUGGUAAUUGGAAUGGCUAUUUCAAUAAAUGAUGAGUUUCAAUGUCUCCUUGGGUUUGUAGUAGUAGUAGUAGUAGUAAUAAUAAUAAUAAUAAUAAUAAUAAUAAUAAUAUAAUUGUACCCCACCCAUCUGACUGGCUUGUCCCAGCCAAACUUAGUGGCUUCCAGCUUAUACAAAAACAUAAUAAAGCAUAAAAUGAUAAAAGCCUUCCAAUACAGAGCUGUCUUCGGAUGUCUUCUAAAGGUUGUAUAGUUACUUAUCUCCUUGAUGUCUGAUAGGAGAGCAUUCCACAGGGUGGGCACCACUACCAAGAAGGCCCCUCUGCCUGCUUCCCCACAACCUCAUUUAUUGCAGUGAAGGAGCCUUGAGAAAGCCCUUGGAACUGAACCUCAGUGUCCAGGCUGAAUGAUUGGGGUAGAAAUGCUUCUUCAGGUAUACUGGUCUGUGGCUGUUUAUAGCUUUAAAGGCCAGCACCAACACUUUGAAUUAUGCCCAGAAACAUACUAGGAGCCAGUGUUGGUGUUAAAUUUUUUAAUUCAUUUUCAAUAACAUUCUUCCAAUUAAUGACAAAUCAAAUCAAAUCAAAUCAAAUCAAAUCAAAUCAAAUCAAAUCAAUGCAUAUUCCAAUAAUAACAAUACCACCAAUUAUAUAUUCCAAUAAUAAAUAAUUUUGGGGAAUUCCCAUGUUCUAGUUGUCUAGAGAUAUUCAUCCUCAUUCAUGUCUCUCAUGUUUCGGCUAUUUUUCCAAAUUCAAAACUAAUAUUAUUCAUCCUGAUUCUCAGUCUAAUCAGUCGUUUCUGUGGCUCACAUCUUCUGUAGCAAAGUUUUUGUAUUGUUAACACACAGCAGGCAUUUUUUAAUUCAUCUCCUUCUCUGUCCAAUUAUUUUGGUAUUCAGUCCUCUUAUCUCUCCUUUGACUGUCAAGUUCUCAUUAAUGGCAACAGGCUUUGUUCCAAAAAUAGAGUUUAUAAAUGGCAAGUCAACAAAUUCUCUCUGAUGCCUCUUAAUGAGCUGAUAUCUGCAUAUGUCUGUAUAAAAUGCUGUAUUAUGGGGCAUGCUUCCCAGCUCUAUAUUAUGUGAGAAUUAUUUGAAUUCUUCCAAGAUCAAAAGAACCCCCUCCAGCUCCUCCAGGCCCUAGAAGAGCUGGCAGGGACCCAGUGCUCUCCGUCCUUCUGUCCACAAUUUCUGUCCACAUUCAUGUAUAAAAAGAAUCCAUACAAGCAGAUGUAUUUUUAAAUGAAGUACACCCCAAGUCCAAAGGAGUUCUUUUCCAUGAGAAUUCCUUUUUUUUUUUUGGUAACUGCGCAAUAAUCAUCACCAUUUUGUUUCCGUCUGGAGAGUGCCAGCCAUACCGUGCUCUUAGACCCAGCAUUUGUGUUGCCCACACCUUCAUGCAAGCUGACAGAUCACGGACUAUCUGCGGGUCUGUGAGACAGACCUCCACCACCUUGGGGAGUCUGCCAUGGCUAAUUACUCCCAUAUCACCCCUGAAUUACUGGCAUGGCUAGGGUCCAUUGGUGUGGGAGGCAGCCAUUUCCCAUAGCAGGAAACCGGAAGCGCCGGGAGCCAGUGUUAUAUGGUUCCGGCGGCUGCUCCUACUCACCAAUCUGGCAGCCCCACAUAGUGUGCUGCAGUAGUCCAAGUGGGAGAUAACCAGAGCAUGCACCCCCUGGCAGGACAGUGCACAGGCAGGCAGGGUCUCAGCCUGCCUAACAAAUGGAUCUGGUAAACAGCUGCCCUGGACACAGAAUUAACUUGUGCCUCCAUGGACAGCUGUGAGUCCAAAAUGACUCCCAGGCCAUGCACCUGGUCCUUCAGGGGCAUAGUUACUCCAUUUAGGACCAGGGAGCCCCCAUACAUGCCCACCCUCUGUCCCCCAGAAACAGUACUUCUAUCUUGUUGACAUUCAACCUCAAUCCAUUAGCUGCCAUCCAUACUUUUUUUUCCUGAGAGGAAGGAGUGAGUGGGGUUAGUGGUUGGUGACUUACUGAGAUAGAUAUACUGGAAUGAGUGGGUGGAUGAUGUGUUUUGUAUGUAUUAGCUGAACAGACUAGGAGGAGUCAUAUUAAAUUUUUGUGCAUAUGUAAAUCAGGAUUUGGCUGUGGUGUGUAGUGUUUAGUGCAUGAAGGAAGGGGUCCCUGACUCCAAAGAUAUUUCAAAAUGUGUUGCUGUGUUUUUUAAAAAAUAUAUUAUUGCAAUGUAUUGUAGUUAUAUUGAAAACUGCAUUUUAUUUUAUUGUGGUUACUCAGUUUCACACACACAGAGAGAGAGAGAGAGAGAGAGAGAGAGAGAGAGAGAGAGACGUGGGUGGCACUGUGGUCUAAUCCACUGAGCCUCUUGGACUUGCCGAUCGUAGAGUCAGCAGCUCAAAUCCAUGCGAUGGAAUGAGCUCCCAUUGCUUUAUCACAGCUCUUGCUAACCUAGCAGUUAGAAAGCAUUCCAGCAAAAGUAGAUAAAUAGGCACCACUGGGAUGGAAAGGUAAACAGUGUUUUUGUGCAAAUUCAACUGGACUUAACUUAACACACAAACACACACACACACACACAGAGAGAGAGAGAGAGAGAGAGAGAGAGAGAGAGAGAUUUUGUAAACUACUUAGGGACUUUUUUAUGUACAGUUGUACCUCAGGUUAAAUACUUAAUUCAUUCCGGAGGUUUGUUCUUAACCUGAAACUGUUCUUAACCUGAAACUGUUCUUAACCUGAAGCACCACUUUAGCUAAUGGGGCCUCCUGCUGCCGCCACGCCACCGGAGCCUGAUUUCUGUUCUCAUCCUGAAGCAAAGUUCUUAACCUGAAGCACUAUUUCUGGGUUAGCGGAGUUUGUAACCUGAAGCGUAUGUAACCUGAGGUACCACUGUAUUGAGUGGUAUAUAAAAAUAAUAAAUACAACAUGAAAACAAAAUUUAUUUAUUUGAGAAAUUUAUAUACUGCCCUUCAUCAAUAGGUCACAGGACAGUUUACAACACAGCACCAAAUAAACAACAUAAUAUACCUUGUUGUUGUUGUUGUUUAGUCGUGUCCGACUCUUCGUGACCCCAUGGACCAGAGCACGCCAGGCACUUAGGUCAUCCAUUGCCUCCUGCAGUUUGGUCAAACUCCUGCUGGUAGCUUCAAGAACACUAUCCAACCAUCUCGUCCUCUGUCGCCCCCUUUUCCUUGUGCCCUCCAUCUUUCCCAACAUCAGGGUCUUUUCCAGGGAGUCUUCUCUUCUCAUGAGGUGGCCAAAAUAUUGGAGUCUCAGCUUCAUGAUCUGUCCUUCCAGUGAGCACUCAGGGCUGAUUUCCUUAAGAAUGGAUAGGUUUGAUCUUCUUGCAGUCCAUGGGACUCUCAAGAGUCUCCUCCAGCACCAUAAUUCAAAAGCAUCAAUUCAUCAGUGAUCAGCCUUCUUUAUGGUCCAGCUCUCACUUCCAUUCAUCACUACUGGGAAAACCAUAGCUUUAACUAUACGGACAUUUGUUGGCAAGGUGAUGUUCUGCUUUUUAAGAUGCUGUCUAGGUUUGUCGUUACUUUUCUCCCAGGAAGCAGGCGUCUUUUAAUUUCAUGGCUGCUGUCACUAUCUGCAGUGAUCAUAGAGCCCAAGAAAGUAAAAUCUCUCACUGCCUCCAUUUCUUCCCCUUCUAUUUGCCCGGAAGUGAUGGGACCAGUGGCCAUGAUCUUCAUUUUUUUGAUGUUGAGCUUCAACCCAUAUUUUGUGCUCUCCUCUUUCACCCUCAUUAAAAACUUCUUUAAUUCCUCCUCACUUUCUGCCAUCAAUGUUGUGUCAUCUGCAUAUCUGAGGUUGUUGAUAUUUCUUCCAGCAAUCUUAAUUCCAGCUAGGGAUUCAUCCAGCCCUGCCUUUCGCAUGAUGAAUUCUGCAUAUAAGUUAAAUAAGCAGGGAGACAAUAUACAGCCUUGUCGUACUCCUUCCCCAAUUUUGAACCAAUCAGUUGUUCCAUAUCCAGUUCUAACUGUAGCUUCUUGUCCCACAUAGAGAUUUCUUAGGAAACAGAGGAGGUGAUCAGGCACUCCCAUUUCUUUAAGAACUUGCCAUAGUUUGCUGUGGUCAACACAGUCAAAGGCUUUUGCAUAGUCAAUGAAGCAGAAGUAGAUGUCUUUCUGGAACUCUCUAGAUUUCUCCAUAAUCCAGCACAUGUUUGCAAUUUGGUCUCUGGUUCCUCUGCCUGUUCUAAAUCCAGCUUGUACUUCUGGGAGUUCUAGGUCCACAUACUGCUUGAGCCUUCUUUGUAGAAUUUUAAGCAUAACCUUGCUAGCGUGUGAAAUGAGUGCAAUUGUGCGGUAGUUGGAGCAUUCUUUGGCACUGCCUUUCUUUGGGAUUGGGAUGUAGACUGAUCUUCUCCAAUCCUCUGGCCACUGCUGAGUUUUCCAAACUUGCUGGCAUAUUGAGUGUAGCACCUUAACAGCAUCAUCUCUUAAAUUUUUAAAUAGUUCAGCUGGAAUAUCAUCACUUCCACUGGCCUUGUUAUUUGCAGUGCUUUCUAAGGCCCAUUUGACUUCAUUCUCCAGGAUGUCUGGCUCAAGCUCAGCAACCACACUACCUGGGGUGUACGAGCCAUCCAUAUCUUUUUGGUAUAAUUCCUCUGUGUAUUCUUGUCACCUCUUCUUGAUGCCUUCUGCUUCUGUUAGGUCCUUACCACGUUUGUCCUUUAUUAUGGUAAUCUUUGUACGAAAUGUUCCUUUCAUAUCUCCAAUAUUCUUGAACAGAUUCUGGUUCUUCCCUACAUAACAUUAUGUUCAUAUAUAUAACUCGAAGUAUUAAGGUAAAGGUAAAGGGACCCCUGACCAUUAGGUCCAGUCGUGGCCGACUCUGGGGUUGCGGCGCUCAUCUCGCUUUACUGGCCGAGGGAGCCGGCGUACAGCUUCCAGGUCAUGUGGCCAGCAUGACUAAGCUGCUUCUGGCGAACUAGUGCAGCGCACGAAAACGCCGUUUACCUUCCCGCUGGAGUGGUACCUAUUUAUCUACUUGCACUUUGAUGUGCUUUCGAACUGCUAGGUUGGCAGGAGCAGGGACCAACGGGAGCUCACCCCAUCGUGGGGAUUUGAACCGCCGACCUUCGGAUCGGCAAGUCCUAGGCUCUGUGGUUUAACCCACAGCACCACCCGCGUCCCCUACUCGAAGUAUUAAGUCAUGUGUAAUAAUACAUCAUGGAAUAUAGUACAUCAUAAAUAACACAGGAGUGCCUGGCGUGCUCUGGUCCAUGGGGUCGCGAAGAGUCGGACAUGACUAAACGACUAAACAACAACAAUAACGAAUAACGCAUAAAGAAAAGCCUUUCAACUUAUUCACUUUGGCAUCCCAGUAAUAAUCUCCACAUCUCAUCCCAAUCAAAAAAGAAAAAUUAUUAUCCAUUCAGCUCAGAUGCAACUAUUAAACAUAACACUUAUUUAUCAACAGCAUGAAAGAGAAGAGAGAAAGAGAGUGAGAGAAAAUAAGUGCAAAAGUAGCUCCUAAUCUCUCUCCUCAUAUGACAGACUAUCUUCAGUUAUCUUCUGGGAGCGUUCAUUUUCUCACCUAGCCUUAAAACCUGGUAAAUCUCAGCUUCCCACAAGAAUCUUGCCAAGAUGUUGAUGCCAAGAUGUUUCUUUGUCACCUCCUGCAGUAAGUCCACCUCUCCCCUCAAGAGUGAAAUUCACCCAUAGUGUGGGUAGAGUCUCUCCAGUGUAUCUCAGGACAGCAGCAACUAAAAUUGCUCCCUUUUCUUCAUAAACUGGUUGCCAGACUCUUCAACUGCAUUGCAUCAGUGAAUGGUUCUAGAAGCAGAAUGCAGUGGAAACACUGCACAUAUCUCAUAGGAUUAGACAACUGGAGCCUAGGAAUUAAAAUAGAAACAUCUGGUCUGGAUUCAUGCAUUGAUUCUAACGCUUGCUUUUGGCAGCACGGUAUCCACCCUACAAUGGUCUGAAGUGCCCAGGCUGCUCUGCUUCCAGCUUUGAAGAUUGCCAGGACUCAGAGACUGUCAGGUGUAGAGGUGAAGAGAAUCUGUGCAUAGAGUUUGUGAUGGCUAACUGUAAGUACUGCGGUUAACCAUUGAAUCAGAGGUGGGAGGUGGACACAGUUUGCUAAGGUGUGUGGGUGGGUUGCUGUCUCAUUCAGUCUGUGGCUUCCUGCCAGAAAAUAUAUAGUAUGUGUAUGGGAAGGGGAGUUCCCCCCCAAAAAAUAUUAGCGUUCCAAUAGCCUUUGCUUUGCAUGUAAUGUGAGUGGGUGGCGCUGUGGUCUAAACCACUGAGCCUCUUGGGCUUGCCAAUUGGCAGGUCAGUGGUUGGAAUCUGCGUGAUGGGGUGAGCUCCCGUUGCUCUGUCCCAGCUCCUCCCAUCAUGGCAGUUCAAAAGCACUCCGGUGCGAGUAGAUAAAUAAGUACUGCUGCAGUGGGAAGGUAAAUGGCAUUUCUGUGUGCACUGGCUUCCGUCAUGGUGUCCUGUUGCGCCAGAAGUGGUUUAGUCAUGCUGGCCACAUGACCCAGAAAGUUGUCUGUGGACAAAUGCCAUCUCCCUCAGCGCCACAACCCCAUAGUCACCUUUGACUGGACUGAACUGUUUGGGGGUCCUUGACCAUCUUUACUUAUAUGGAUGAGAGCAGGUGUUGGCAAGGUUUACGCUACCUGGGCCAGAUCAAUUCCAUGGAGCCGCCUCUGUGGGUUGGAUAGCGGGUGCACAUGAGCGUGCCCACCUGUGAUCUCGGGCAUCUGCGUGAGUCUGCACAUGCACAGAUGCAAUUUCUGGUGUCUGUGUGUGUCAUUUCCAACGCCGCGGAAGCGAGUCCCCGUGUUGUGCCUUGCUGUGCCACAGUGCGGCGCAGGAACUCACCAAGCGGGCAGCUCAGUUCUGGGGUGCCUCAUGGGCCAGUUAUACGGCCACCUCUGUGGGCCACUUCCGGCCCAUGGGCUACAGGUUGCUGGUGCCUGGAUGAGACUAUGUCUCUCUCUCUCUCUCUCUCUCUCUCUCUCUCUCUGUGUGUGUACAUACAUAUACAUACACACACACACACAGAGAGAGAGAGAGAGAGAGAGCAUUUCAAUGAGCCUUAAAAAAAACCCAAAAACUUAAAGCAGCCAUGGAUUUUGAAUUCCAUAACCAUGUUGGUUGGGUUUUAAGCAUCAGUAUGAUAUUAGGAUGCGAUUUUAACAUGUUUCUAUAUGCACAAUACAGUUUAUAAUGAUUAAAAUGUUCCCAUUCUCUGUCUCCUGCACCCUGUGACCCUGGUACAUUGAGUACAGUUCAUUAAUUGUAUGACUAUGCUUUUUUCUCUUUAUUAGAUGGCCUUAAUCGUUCUGAUAAGGUUUUCAAAGGCUGUGCCACAUGGGAUUUUUGCACGCUGGCAAGGACAUCAACGGAUGAUGACUUUUUUCGUAAUAUCAACCAAUCACAAUGCUGUCAUACUGCAAUACUACCAAAGAAGUCCAACCUUGAUGAGUAAUUAGAAGAUAGCAAAGUCUUCCCCUUUGACAUCCAUGAUAUGCAGCCACAGUGAAGGAGGAAGUUGCUUACCUGAUAUUGGGAGUGCAGAGAAAGUGGGGUUCACAGGACUGCAGAGUCCCCUAUUUGGCAUUUAGUGUAGGAUGAAUGGGAUGCAGGGAUGGAUAAGCUAAAGUAGAAAAGUGGGGC